Messenger RNA from Cinara cedri, 52673 nucleotides. The record is from the annotation of a GenBank genome assembly. Lineage: Eukaryota; Metazoa; Arthropoda; Insecta; Hemiptera; Aphididae.
AGAGCAUUCGCCACGAACCACCGCCGGCAAGCACCCGCGGAACGCGAACAACGCGCACACACACUUCACUCGCGCACCGUGUCACCGUCGUCCGCCGUCGAGACUCCGCGAUGUUGAUGAAAGCCGUUGCGUUCGUGGCCGCGAUGGCCUGCGUACUCAAGGUAAAAUAAUUUUCGAAAACAAACGCGGACAAUUCCGAAAUAUUACCUUUUUUUUUUUUUUUUUUUUUUUAAUUGCAGCUGUGUAUAUUUGCGUGUGAUUAUUGUGUAAUAUAGGUACCGUUCGUUUUCACUCGACCCCUCCGCCGUUGCCAGACGAUUCUUUUACUUUGCGUAGUUUUUUGUUUUUUGUUUUUUUUUUUUCACUUUAAACUCUAGUCGUUGAUUUUUUCACACGAUCGGUUUGAUUUUACGAAAAUCGUUUACGCAAUUAUUUCCCGUAGAAAAAUCGACGAACAUCCGUUGAUAUUAUGUUCAGUGGCUGGGCAAUGAAAACAAUUUAAAUUAUUGUAAAAUUAAAAACAAUUCUAAGGAAAUUAUAACGACUCGUCGUUAGGAAAUAUUAAUUGUUGCGCCAAUAAAUAAAUUUAAAAAAAAAAAAAACAAGAAUUAAAUCGCAUCGCGAUUUUUGUGGGUUUUGAGUGGUGUGCAAAUUCGGAAUUUAUUAUUAUCUACAAAUGUUUUCCAAUGAAAUUAAAAAUUAGGGAUGCUAAUGUAACGGACUUAAAAAUAUUGAACAGAAAAUAUUAAGUUAUUGAAUUUAUCGGAUCUCCGUUAAAUUGAACAUCAGAUUUAUAGGUUUUAUAUGGAAUUAAACCUUUAAAGAAAUGGCCCGGAUUUCAAUGCGAAAUUCACUAUUUUUUUCAUAAAUAUAAUUUGAUUAGUGUUUAAUAAUAACAGAUACCGAGAAACUGUUUUGGUUAUUGGAUUUUUCGCUGUUUUUCAAUCGUUCUUAUAUAUAUAUAUAAUAUUAUGGCCAUUUAAGUAAAUAAGUAAAUAAAUUGUUUCUAAAAUCAUCUAUGGUAAUUAUUCAAAACAUUAUUGAAAUAAAUAUGUAGAGAAAUUUAGUUUUUUGUAAUAUUUGCAGUUUUUUAGCCGAUUUCAGGUAUUAUUUAAGGUUUAGAUUAUUAUUAUUAUUUAUUUAUUUAUUAUUUUUUUUUUUUUAUAAAGCUUUGAAUUUCGAGUACAGAAUUCAGAUAAACAUAUAAUAUGAUACUUGGAAAGUGACACUUGAAUUGUUUCGCCGUUUUUUUCAUUCUCGGGUAAUUUUUAAAUUAGGAAUUUAAAACCCGUGCAUCAUAAAUUUAGGUACGAGUAUUGUCCAGUGCCAUUGCGUCAAUAGUAUACGUAGGUUAUAAAAACGGCUGCGAUUAUAGCGUAAACGAAAACGAUAAUUUUAAAACUCGCCCUUCCGUAUAUUAACUCGAGUAUUUUUUUUUAUUAUUAUGAUUAUUACAGUGUCGAUACCCGCAAACUCAACAAGUAUCAAUCAAUAAUACCGAUGACAUUUUAAUAUAUACGUACUUAUACCUACCGGUUUUAUAUCGUUUAAAUCUAAAAAGUCAACCUUCGUCUCCUUCGGUAUUUCGUUUAGCCGAUUCCCUUUCUCUCUCUCUCUCUCUCUUUCUAAUAAUGUUUUAUGUAACUAUACAACAACAAUAACUUAUUGUUAAAACAACUUUUAAAAUAACUAAAAUAUUACGUGACGUUGAUUUCGAUAUUUUGCGUAGAAAUGUAUUUUAAUCAGUUUGAAAGGUAGUGCGGAUAUUUUUUUUUUUUUUGCUUAUCGAUAAAUAGCUCGACUUGAUUUGACUGUAAAAAAAAUAAAAAUGCUCAAUAUUAUUAGGUAUUUUAUUCAUUUAUUACACUUGACGUCGUUUCAAAUAAAAUGUUAUUUUUUUUCUACCAAGAAAUAAAUACUAUUAUAAUAGAUAUUACAUAAACUUACGUAUAAAAACAGUAAUUUUAAAAACUGAUACAUUAUAUUAUUCUAAUUUUUAACAUAUAACAUUACCUGCGAUAUAAUGACUUUUCUACCUCUAAAAAUAUUUAGUUUCUACAUCUUUUAGUAUGAUUUGUGCCUUUUAUAUGUUUUUAUUUGUUGGUUGUUAAUUCGGUUAAAAAUAUUCUAUUAGCUUUUUCUAGACAUUUGACUUCGAGUUUUUCAUUUUUCAAUUGAUUUAGUCAUUAUAAGUAUACAAUUAUAAUUUGUAUUUAGUGUACAGUAAAAUCAAGUUUUCCUUAAUGUGGAAGUUUCUUUUAUAAGCGUUUUAAUUUAAAAUUUUGAUGAAAAUCGCGACUUUUACGGGCUUUCAAAACAUGUUUUAACUUCAGUCAGAAUCGUAUUUUGUCAGCAAUUAUUUAUCGUCGCGUACAGAUAUAAAUUGAAUAUCAUUAUGUGUCCUAUACUUUAUGAAAUUCCCACCUACAACAGUGAUAUAUCCAUAUGCGAUAUCAAUUCUUUUUAAAUUUAUGUUCAGAUAUUAUUAAUUAUUAAAAAUAAAAAAUAAAAUUUUAGUGCAUUUUUUAGAAUAUAUAGGACAAGGAAUUAUUUUUUUAUGUACAUGUUUUUAGGGUUUUAUAUUGUAUUAUACGAGUAUAAGGCUUACGAUAAAGAAAAUAUGUCCAGUGUUAAAUUAAUUGCAUCUUAUAAAAAAAUACCCUUUUAUUAUACUAUACUAAAACUGUACACAACUUUAUAGCGGUAUACGUGAAAUACUUGCACCGUGUAUCACAAUUUAAAGUAGAUUAAAAUAUACGAUUUGUUUGGAAUUCCAAAUGGCCGAAUAAAGCGGGUUUCGUUUAAUUUUUUAAUCAUAAUAACUUUUAUAAGUCGUAUUAAUCAUGUAGUACUUAUUACCGUUCGAUUAAUAUCGACUUUAUCCGAAUCGAUUUUAAAAAGCGAUUACAAUUACAAAUCAUUGUCAAAAAUCGGAAAAAAAAUAAAAGUUGUUCGAUAUUCCACAGCGGGUAAAUCUCAAUUAGUAAUAAAUUCGAGGUUUUUUUUUUUUUCGUCGACCCAUCAAUCAUUUCACUGCCGACUUGUUAACUCUCAGCUAUUAUAUCCACCGUUAUAAAAAGAUAUUAUUCUUCCUAUAUAAUAAGAAAAGGGUAAAAUUGUUUCGUUUUUUUUUUCGUUGUUCAUUAAUGUUAAAUUGGUUUGCGAAUAUUUUUUUUUUAUCGUGCCGAUAAAACAGCUCUGCGGGUCGAGUUAAAUAAUAUACACGAAAACGUUCGUACAUAAUACAUUCUUAAACCAAAUAAUAAUCAGAUCGUAAUAAAUUAUUUAUCAUAAUAAUUUAUAAUAUUACGUUGACGUUACCGAUGUAUAGAGAAUAAGUAUAACAACGCAACACACGAAACAAAACCACCAAAAUAUUCGAAACAUUCGAUUAAAAUGUUAAUACAUAUAUAUACUAUAAAAAACAAAUUCGUAUUAUCUGUUAAGUAUUUCAAAGUUUAUAACAAUAAACUGUCGUAUUCGCGAACUUCGCCAUAAAACGUAUACGUAUAAUAUAGACUAUAGGUAUAUAGGUAUAGGUAAUCAAUUUUAAUUGGAUCGCUUAAGUUUUAAAACUUGAAUAAUAAUAAACAUAGAUAUAAGGGUAUAAACGUAUUUAUUACACUAUAAGUGUUAUCAAUUAAAAUUAAUUCCGCGUCAAUUAAUUUUGCCAUCAUCAAUUUGAAACAAAUAAAAAACCACAAUUAAACACAAUAUAAAUUGUAGUACAAUAAUAAAUUAUAUAUUUUAUAAAAUUAAAACGGGGUUGAUUUUAAAUAAAACACAUGCAAUGAAAGCAACGAUAAAUUAUUUAAUUUUGAAUAUGGUAAAAUAUAAUCGAUUAAAGAAAAACGGUUUUCUAAAUUUUCUCCAGCUGUGUACAAUUUUAAAACAAAUUUUUACCUUUUAAUGGCCACCGUAUUGAUAAAAAUGUUUCGCUAAUCUACUGUCUGACACCCAUUUAAGGGGAAGUGAGUAACCGUUUUACGGACGAAUAUGACGUUUUAGACCAAUAAUUUAGAAUUCACCCGCUAUAGCUACCGCUCGUCCAAAUUCAUUUUGAAAACAUAUUUAAGUUUUUUACAUUCUUGUCUGUAGGAAAUUUUAUAGGAAACAUUGGAAACAUAGGAAACAUGAUUAAUGUACCAUGGUAUACCCUUUUUUUCUUAAAAUAUUUCUCGUAUUUAAAUUGUCAUAAAAAAAAAAAAAAAAUGUUUUUAAAACAUAUAGAAAAGAAGUAUACGAAAUCAAUUAGUUUUUAAAUACAUAAAUUGUACUUAUAUUCCUGUUAGUAAAUUUAUUUUGCUCUAUAGUUUGUUAAUCUAAAAUUUAGACUCUGAAUGUAUAAAAAAGCGAAUCGAUGUCAACUGCCUUAAAAGAAAUAGAAUUAUUAUAAAUAAUUAUUUAAUUAUUUGUGCAAUUAAUUUUGAUANUUGCUCGAAUUUUUAUUCCGGUUAUUUUUUGAUCUUUCACGAAUUCAUUCGGGUUGUGUCAAGGAAAAACGACAAAAAACUUUCCACCAUUAAAUUAAAUAUAUCACAAUAUAUUCAAAAAGUCGCAAAACUAAACUUUUUUUUAUCAUUUUGUACUGUCUUAAAAAGUGUUCCCAUGAUAAAAAAGAAAUUGUUUCAGUCAAAUUAUUUCUCCAAUGUCAACAUUCCUUUUUCUCUAUACUAACACAAAGUCUGUACUUGUAUAUCUCUACAGUGACUGGUAAGGUAUAUACAGUGAAUAGUGAAAAUUGAAACAAAAAUUAGUAUUAUUUUUGUAUUUUCUCACUUUUGUUGUUUAUUUAAAAUGUGUAAUUAAUUUAUAAGCCAGUAUGCAUUUAUAUUAAACUCGUUUUUCCUACAGUUUUUUUUAAUGUAUUCUAUGGAAUUUUAUGCGGUUACAAUAUAUUAUGAAAUUUGUAUGAUGUAUUUCAUAUUAUUUUACGAUUUGAUAUAUCAGUAAUAGGUACUGAUUCAACGUUAAAUUUCGAGAAAGUGAAAAUAUGUAUUACGGUUAUUGUCCGAUCCACGUCCGAAUAAUUACUGAAAAAAAAAAAUAGUAAUAAUUAUACAAAAUAUAAUUCAAAGUUUACCUCCCAGCUAUUUUUAUUAUGUAUACGAGUAUAUGUAUAUUUGUUUAGCAUUUUUACUUUAAAAAUGUUAUAUCAUUUUUGUUUUUUUAAUUAUAUACUACAAUAAUAAAUAAAUAACCGUAGCUAUAAGUUGUGAUUUAUAUUAUAUUGAUUGAAAAUCAUAUUUUUUCUUUUGUAUUUUUUUUUUUUUUUUAAUAUUGGUAUUUUUCAAUACCGCAAUAGAGAAAUAAAACAACAGGUACAAGUGAUAUUGUAAUAUUAUUGCGUUACCAUAUUUGAAAAUAAUAAUACAUAAUCGUUUUCGUAUGUAGACUGUAUUAAAAUCUCGUCUAUUGACGUUUUUUGUUAUUAUUAUUUUUUCCUUCGACAUUUUAUCAACGUGCAUUGGUACUAGAAAACUUUAAUAACCUUAAAUAGUUUAUGAGUUUUUUUAUUUUUAAUAUUAAAGGCGGCUAUUGUAGCUAACACUAUUAUUUACAGUUGUACGGCGUGUUAUACUCCGAAUCGUUUAUUUUCAAGUGCAAUACGUUUAUUAUUAAUAUAUAUAUGAAAUGCGAAUAUUAUAUUGUUUUUGCGCCAUUCGUUCGAAAAUACACUUACAUCCGGAUCGAGGAAAAAAGGGGCGUAGAAAAAUCAGACGGGCCGGGCGAAGCGCAUUUUUACAAUAAAAAAAUAAACUCGCGCGCCGGUGCGCUUAUACGUUUAUUCGAUGAAAAUACACGUUUCGGACCAAAAUAAUAAAACAUUAUCAAUAACAAUAAUACACAGGGAUAACGAUAAAAAAUAUAUAUAUAUAUAAUACAACACGUCAGAAUAUACGCUUUACACGUGCAAUAAUUCAAUCGAAAUAAUUCGAUUUUUAUAUUUUCAAUCGGACGGAUUCAAAUGUUCCGCGUUCUUUCUUUUUCUUUUUUCUUUUUUUUUUGUCGAUUUUCAAAAUCGCGUGAAAACGCGUCGGGAACGUCGUCGCACCAGUAUUUUAGGGGUUCGUGAUUUAAAGGAUUUUCCGACGUAACCCGUAACAUUCGAAACAGUCGGUGUGUACUUCAAAGGACGUCAAUACAUAAAAAUAUUCUUUUCUACAUUAAUUCCAUCCUUAUUAUACCCUAUGCAGCCAGGGACGGGCUGGGUCCCUGGGAUUCCGGGAAAUUUCCCGGUGGACCAGUGCCUAAUUCGACCAUGUGGCUUGUGAACGUUACAGUGGCGGCUCUUGGGGUUUACAGGAGUUGUGAAACAAAUAAAUCGGAAUAAUUCUUGUCGACGAGUCCGGGGGAAAUCUGGUACUUUAGAAAAAAUGUCUUCUCUUUUGGAAUUUACGGCAACGCGAUUUACAACAGAAUCAUUGCUAGAGAAAUGGCUGAUUGAAACGGUUCUUACUGGAAAAAUUUAAUUGAGAUUGUUUGAACUUACAAUUGACACAGCUAUUUUAUACGAUUUAUACGAUCUAAAAAAAAAAAUUAAAUAAUACACGUUUAUAUUAUUGAACACUUAAGUAUCUUAUUUGUAUAUUUCUUUUUUUUUUCUUUUUACACUUUUGUGUUUUUUUUUAAUUUCAACUUCAAUUAUUAUUAUAGCUUGCAGGCUCGCUUUCCCGGUAUUUCUUAGACCUAUUGUCGAUAAAUUUUUCGUACAAUCAUUUCGAAAUGAUUUGUUGCGUCUUACCUCCCUAUAUAAUCUAUACUAUACGAAUAUAAAAAAAAAUUUCACUUUUUUUUGUCCGGGGUAAUACGGGGUUUUGUUCGGCUACGUAUCUUUACUCUUUCGAUUCGCUUACCGUUUUUUUUUGUAUUUAUCGUGGAUAAUUUUUCAAAAACUAUAUUGACUGUCAUGAUUAAUAAAUAAUAAUUUUAAAAAAAUACAUAUAAUAAAUACAAUACAUAAUAGGCAUUGUGUAAUUUUGCAACAGUGACUCGUUUAUAAAAAAUAUAUUCGUUAUCCGAGGAAAAAACACACGCAUGAUACUGUAAAACUAUAAACUUACAAUAUUAUUCUGAUAUUGUUGUUCUGAAUAUUCUGAUAUAAAUAUCAAUGGAAAUUGUAUUAGAUAUUAUUUAAACAAAUUAAAAAAACACGAUAAAAACAUUUUUGCUUUAUAAAAAAUUAAAAACAGCAUAAUGUCCAUUAUAUUAUUAUCAAGAUUUAUAAUUUUGAGAAAUGAUGAAACUAUUCAAGUUUUUCGCUAGUGUUGUGAUUCGAUAAACUUGUAGUACACCUAUGAUAAUAUUAUAAAAUAUUAUGAUAACGAAUUCGCGGUUAAUUUUAUAUUCAUAAGCAUGGCACUCGUCAUAAGGAAAAAAAAUCUAUGAAAACAUCAUUAAUCAUAUAUAUAAUUCCGUGUACAUACGAGUUUUUUUUACAAAUGUAACAAUACAUGUAAAUGCCAUUAUUGGUACACUUUUACAUAUCAUACAUUUUAAAUACGUCUCGAGAUGUCCAAUAAAAUUGCUAUUCUGGAUUCUGGUCAGUGGCGUAUUUAGAAUUUUGACAAGGAGAGAAAUAUUGAAUAUGAAUAUUUUGAAAUAUUGUACUACGUGUAAAUUAAAAAAAAAAAAAAAAGCCCAAAGUCCGUAACAGUUCAUUGUAGACGGAAAAGUUGUGAAGGUAUAGGAUGUAGAGCGGCAAUAUGAUUUAUAUCUGUACGCUAAGAUAAAUCAUUGCAGACGAAAAACAAUUCUGAGCGAAAUUCGGUCAAACGCGUUUAGAUAAAUUCGAAUUGGAAAUUUGAUUAACUUUAUUGGUGUGCAGUAUUAUACUCUGUUCAAAUUAAAACAAUUUUGUUUUACACAUCAAUAAAUUUGAUUUAUGUAUUUAUUAUUUUAUAACACGUUACAAAAUUUAGUAUUAUACUUUAUUUGUAUACAUAUUAUAUUUUAUACAUUAAUUUUUAUUAUUAUUAUUAUUAUUAGCCAUUGGGUUAUUUAGGCAUUAUUGAGUAACAGACAAACAAAUUUUCACGUUUAUGAAUAUUAAUAUGAUUAUAUUAUUUUGAUUAUUGUACGUAUACCAGAUGAUCAUACACGUUAUAAAUCGUCAUUCUAUAUCAUUUUCAUCAGGUGUUCACACUCGUCGGAAAAUAAAAACCCACCCCAUACCUCAUCGUCACUCAUGUCAUUUAUUAGACCUUCAACACAACGGCAUUCUAGUACAUCCAUAUUUAUGUUUUUCUAGAAAAAAAGAAGAAACAAUUUGAACAAAAUUAUACGCACGUAGGAUACAUUUUUUUUCCGAUUUACUAACAUAAUCGCUUUAUUCGACAAUUACUCACGAACUGAUGUUCCGUAAAUCACAAUCGUUUCAUUUUUAGUAAAUUACUACCCCGCACACGACACCAAAGCAAACGCUAAUUUCAGUUUUUCAAUAGGGAUGCAAACAUUUUAACGGGGCCAAUUUUCCCUUCCACCAGGCCAUUUAUAUGAAUCCUGUUAAUUUCGUGGAACUGAAAAAAUUGUUCUGUUCGCUUCGCUCGUUUAUGUUUGUAUUCAAACUUUACAUUAUAAUAUUUAAACACUAUAUUUUAUGACAUUGAUACCAAACUACGGUCAUUGAUUAUUUUUCCAUGAAUUAACUUUAUCGAUGUCUUCUUCUUCUAGAUCGAGAAAUUUAUUACCUACGCGUCAUCAUUGGAGCCUCUUGAUUUAUUGUAGGAAAAAAUAUGGUUUCUGAUUUAUCGACUACACACUCCUUUUAAAUUGUUCGCCUUGUUAAGUUCAUACAAUUCUGCAUUACUAUUCUCUCCACAAUUUUCCAAUGUUUUGAAUGGCAUAAAAAAUAUUAUGACUUCACCAAAAAUCUACAACUACUGAUUUACAUACUUUAUAUAUAUAGUUUACAUGUAUACAAUGUAUAUAUAUGUAUGGAAUAUUUUUUUCUGUAGACUGUAAUAUCAAAGCAGUAUUCAACUACUAACAUUAUGAUGACGUUUAACAUCAGAUAUUGAAUGUAUGACAUUGCUUUGAUAAACGCAAGAUAUGAACUUCGAUGUAUUUAAUUAAUUAUAAUUAUCAUUAUAUGUAAUCAGAAUCAAUAUUUGAUUUGAUAAUCAAUUGUUUUAUUUAGGUAUCCAUAUAUAUUUUUAUAAGUAAUUUAAAAUUGAAUAUGCUAAUCUGCCCUCAAAUUAAAAUUAAAAUCAAAUAAAUUACUCUAUUAUUAUUAUAGUAAUAAUAAUAAUAAUAAUAGUUUUAACUAAUACCACUACUAUGUAAUAUAAUACUACCUGAAUAAAUAGGUACUAAUCUUACCUCCUUGGACAUGUAUAAUAUUAUACUGUUACUGAUGAAUUGUUUUAAACAAAAACAUGUAUACGUUCAGGUUUUGUUGAUAUAUUGUCAUGUACAAAUAAAAAUAAUUUUGUCAUUGAAAAAAGAAGGCCGAGGAGGAGAUUUUAAGGGAAGAAGUAAUUGAUUGUUAUUAAAUUUUACCUUGGUACCCAUAUUUGCCAGCGUCUGUUUUACGCAUAACUAUUUACGAAACAAUAAGAAAAUACAUAUUUUAAAAGAUCAUCGUUUACAAAAUUUUGAACAAAUUUAAACAAAUAUCAUAUGGUAAAGAAUUAUUCGAGGAUUAUAUUUGAAGAAUUUUUAUAUUGAAAUAUUUAAAUAUAUAAUAUGCACCAAUUGAACUGUUAACGCAAAAGAGUGAAAAAGAAUUGUAGACCUGGGCACGUGUGUGUGGGAGUUCUUUUAAAAAAAAAAAUAGCGUAUAAAUUUAAGAUAAAAAUAACCCACGUCGUGCCUCUUUAGUUCCAUUCAAAUGGAGAAUUAUCACCUUUCAAACGAAUAAUAUGAAAAUCGAAUGCUUGUUUACCGAGUAUCAGUCAAAAAGCAUGAUAUAUUGAAAUAGCAACUAUUGUACUCGGGUAACUUUAUAACUUAUAGGUAUUAUUGGAAGGAUAAAAAUCAUUGUUAUUUGCAUCUUUACGUGUCAUAUAAAUGUAUAAUAAGGAUUUGAAAUCCGUUUAGCACAAAUAAUAGAAUUCAAUGAAAUUACGGGUUUUUUGAUUAAGAUUUUGUAUGUUUACCGUUUUAAAAAAGCGCAUACCUAUAUUCUAUAUUUUUUUUAUCUGUGCAAGUUAACAUGUUGAAUUAUAUUGUUAGUGUUUGCGGAAAUAGUUAUUGAAGAAAAUCAUUCGACACAAGGUCAUGACGAUCUUAUAUAAUAUUAUUAUUUUCAUGGGUUGAAAAAAUGAAUAAAAUAUAGAUACAGGGAAAGAAUAUACCACAUUCAAAAUAUUAUUAAAUUUAUACUCGUCCAUUCUUAUAGUAAUACAUGUAUGUAUAACAGAUACUUAGGCAACCGGAGUAACCGGGGUAACGUCUAGAUGACGUGGUAUUUAUUAUAUGGUCAAGGAAUGCAACCCCCGUAUGAUAAAUUCGGUGUAAUAACGUUAAGUGAUAAAAAAAAAUGGACCCAGAACGUAAUAUUGGCCCAGGCUUGACACGGUUACGGUUUUCGUGAUAAAUGGUACGUUUUCGUGAGCGAAUAAUAUAUGCAUUUAAGAUUUGCAGGCAUUGGUGGCCAAAGAAAAAAAAAAUACGCAUUGUCUAUAUUAUAAUAUUGUAAUAUUAUAAUACUAAAUGGAAGUUUUUUUAUGAUGACAGGUCUCUCAUGAAUUCCCGUUCGAUGUGAACAAGAGGAAUUUAGAUUCUCUCGCGAGAACCGGACAAUUACCAGGAUUAAAACGAACCUUAGCCUCGUUGGCCAAGAAUGGACAACUACCCAAUCAGUUGGUUAAUGAGAAACGGAUGUUGGACCAGUUGGAAGUAGUAAGUGACGCCAAUUCGAAAGCCAUUCAAGAGCAGAAGGAUCGCCUAGCUGAGGUAUAUAAUAAUAAUAUAAUGAAUAUAAUAAUAAUAAUAAUUAUAAUAUAAUAAUAUAAUGUAUAUUUUGUAUUCACUAUUAAAAAUAUUAUAUCAUAUAUUAUCGAUUUGACAAAUGAACGGGGAUGAAUAAAAGAUGUAAAUACGCUAAAAAAAUCAUGAAAAAUGAUUUAAAGAUAAAUAGUUUGCAAAAAUGACUUAAAAAUCUAUACAAAGUUCGUAUAAAAAUGUAUUACAUACAGCUUAAAAAUUAAAAAUAUCACAUAAUAUGCAUAAAUUCUCGCAUAUAAACAUCAUAUACAUUGUUUCACAAAUAAAUUUCUCUGAUUGGUCCAUUCAAAUUUACUACUGUACGUUCUAUAGUUUCAAAGAACACGAACAACCGUAUAGGUGUUUAUGCAGGUGUCAUCAUACACCUCAACACGUAAUGUUAUAGUGUCCGAAUGGGCUAAUGGGGCUAACCCGACAUUUUUGGAACUAAAUGUUCACAUGGUGGUCGCUGAAGAUCUAGUUUUGAGUAGUAAAGUUUGAGUUUACAUUUAGGACUCUAUUCUCCUUGCAGCAUUAUCAGGUUGCCAAUGUAAGUGUGUAGGUAAGUGGUUAUUCCUUCUCCCGUCACCCUGUAAAGGGUUUCGAAAAGGGCCAUGCAGUGGCUCUGGAGUUUGUGAGCGAAGCCUGCAGACGUAACGGGCCGUCCCCCGCACUUCCAAACAAAUCGUGAUUGAUUAUUAUUCAUUUGGGGGUAAAUUUAAAUCGAUCAAUCAGAAACCACACGCACGGUGGUAAAUUCGAAUUCCAGAAUUAGAGAAAUCUAAUUUUGAAACAAUGUAUAGUGUUUCAGCAGGUGGGUUCACAAACAAAUAUGUCAGGGGAGUUUAAGUAUAACAAAAAAUUAUACAAGCUUUCAAUUGUAGGAUUUUUUAUUUUUCAUUAAAAAUGUCAAUAUUUUUUAAUAUUCAUUUUAGAUUCUGAGUGGAACGAGGAAUGUAUUGGUUUUACAAUGAUGUUUAUUUAUUUAUAUUUUUUCUGUUGACAACUAUUCUACCAGCAAUUUUGCUCCGAUUUACAAUUAUAAAACUUUUUCUGAAAGGAAAUCUAACUGGAGUUGUACUUUAGGAAAGUCAUUUUUUUUAUUUUCCCAAAAGUUUUCUCAAUAAAUAAGAAAACCCGGAAAAAAAGGGAAAACCGGGAAAACGAGAAAAUAGGUACAAUAUUAAAUAAAUAUUAUUAACGAAAAUAUAUAAUGCAUAUUAUGUAAUUAUUUUACCCUAAUAUGUCUUAUAGUUUGUUGACAAAGCAAUAUUAUCAAUCGAACUCCACUCAGAAUCGUUUUAUCGUUAGCAAUGGUUAAUCAUUGCUUACAGAUAAUCAUUAAAUUACCUAUAACAAUGUUGCACCCGUCUCCAUCAUCCUAUAGGACAGCUUUUUAGCGUUUUAGGUACUUAUUACUAAAUUUUAAUUUAAUAUUGUUUUUGUAAAUACAGCCUAAAUGGUUAACGUAAUUCAUAUUAUUGAAUAACAAUAAUAACAAUGUGUACCUACUAUCUAAUAAUAAAAUUAAAAUAAACUAAAAUUGUAUCUAUCUUCCUCAUUGACAGAAACCAUUUUUGAGACUAUUAAAAAUCUACUCUCAUCUUAAUUUUCAUGGAAUUUCGGGGGGUGGGGGGUUGAACUCCUAAAUUCCCCCCUUGUGAGACCUGAGAGAUUUUAUACUAUCUGGUCACUAUAGGUAUACUUACCUGUUAUAGUAUCAACGUGAUGGUUUUUAUUACAAAAUAAAUUGCGUAUGUUAUGGUAGCAAUGGUGUAGCAAAUUUAACACCGAUCUACCACUAUUGUCAGUUAACCAAAAAAAAAAAAAAAAAAUUGCGUACAAUAAUUUACGUAUGUUUGUUAUCUAAUAGAUUUUGAUUUCAGUAAAAACAUUGGUAAUUGUAUUUAUUUUUUUAGUAGAAGAAAACUAAAAUUUUAUGAAAAUGCUUUUAAAAUAUAAAUUGAGUUUAAUUUGUCAAAAAGUGUGAAGUAUAAAAAUACCAUUCUAUAGAAUUGUAUGUUAGUAGAUAUUUUUAAAUUCUAUGCUUGGUUUUAACCAAAUGUAUUACUAUUGUGAUAAUAAUAAUUAAAAUAAUACAUAUGUUUAAUCGUACAAUUUAUUAAAUUAAAUUUUGUCUGAUUUCAAACAGGAGAUGAAACAAUUUUUACAGUCCGAGAAACUUUUUAAAAGGGAACAACCUACUUUGGAACCUGUGUCGGAACCUAUUUCAGAAUUUAUAUCAGAACCUAUUUCGGAACACGAUUUCCGAAACGAAUUCAAAUCGGACUUGCGGAAUUUAUUGAACCAAUACUUUAAAAAGUUCGGAACGAGCUUCGACCAAGAAAAGGUGGAACUUUUUUUGUCCAACGUUGCAGACGAAGUAUUCGAUAAUCAUGGCGUUGUAUCGUUGGAUCACAUCCGGUACUUGAUCGAGACCGGUUACUUUCAACCGGAAUUCCAAGAUGGAAACUCCGACAAAAUGGAGUCCGGCGAUUCGUCGCCGGACGAUUAUAUCGAAAAACGUUUCAUGGCUUCACUGGCCCGAACGAGUAACAUGCCAUACUGGUCCGACAGCCCUAAGGCGAUUGCCAAGCGGUACAUUUCAUCGUUGUUGAGACAGGGAAAAUUGCCGUACGGGUUUCAACCAACCACCGAGUCAUCUACCAAAAACCCGGACUGGAAUUUGCACCGUCAGGGUGGACAAAAGCCCAAGAGAAGCGACGAAACAUAUCAAAAUGUCGAGGAAUUCAUACCGGUAAUGCAAGGAGGCAGGAGCUUACAGAGCAUAAUCGACGACUUGGCACAAGGACCGAUCGAAAAGAGAUAUUUAGGUGAGUACUUCUGCUAUUAUAAAAAAGUAAAUUAUUGUAAUAUUAGAACUGUAGCGUAGGUACAACAACUGGUAAUGUUUUGAAUGUAGCAUAUUGUAUUAUAGUAGAUAACGGUUUGAUCACGAGUAAACAUGAUACUUAUAUGAUUGAUAAACGGAUUCAUACAAACGUGAUUUAUUGUUCGUGGAGAGGGUGAAAUAUAUGAACUUUAAAACAAAAUUAUCCUCUCUUCGUCACAUUGUAUGCGAUCUUCUCAAUCGUUGAUGUUCUACAUUUAAAUUAAACAACGAAGAAUUAUGCUAGUGUGUGCUCGAGAACUAUAAGUUAUUGCCUAUAUGUGUGCAAAUAGAACUUUUAUCAUCAAAUAGACGCUUUUACCUGUUGAUUGAACCCGUUCCAAUGAGAAAUCAUGUUAUUAGUCUGUCGGAUGUAAGAUGAAUUCUAACAAUGCUCGAUUUUUCAAUCCGAAUGGAAACUUACUGUUAUCAUUGUUGUCAUAACAUAAACAAAAUUUGCGUCGUGAAAUACUCCACAUAAAACGUUUAACAUGCGUCAUAAUGCCAAUCGAUUCGUCGACAUCAGACUAUUAGAAACGAUAUCGGUGUUUUUUUUAUUUAGAUUUGCUAGAAAAAAAAAAUCUCCCGUCGAUCGAGCAUCAUCAGAGUUCAUCUCGUUUUACUGAGACUUUUUAUUAACUUAUUGUUAUCAUGUGCAUGUGUAUUUUCAUAAUGACAAUCGUGUCCAAAGAGUACGACACUAUCAUGGGCCCCAAAAACGUGAUUUUAUACCUACGUAAAUAACUUAGAAAUUUCAAUUUUCCAUUAGAAAGAUAUUACACUUUUUCACACACCUAUAUUAUUAAAAAUCCAUAAUUGUCAUCCAUAGUAAUUAUAAUAUAAUCUGUUAAAAUAUUACUUUACAUUACUCUACAUUAGUCUACAUCAAAUAUUACCUAUCGUCGUGUAUCCAUAUCCAAAAACAUUACCUGUAUGAUAUUUCUGUUUUAUUUAAAAUGUAUACACUUGUGCAUUUUUUUAUCUAAUUCAUUCACUCAUUUAAAAUGAAUUGACAUUUCCGUUAAUAGAUAUUAUAUAGUAUAUACACUUACAUAAAAUAAAUCUAAUUGCUUUUGUCCGCAAAAACGUUAGGAAUAUUUAUUAAAAAAUGUUGACUGCAAUAUCGUUAUCUUUGUUGUUCUUACACAUUUAAAAGACGGUACCUACAGGUACUACGAGUAUGUAUAAGUUUGUUAGUUAUUUGUCGGUAAAAUCGAACAUUUCAAAAAUCAAUUAAACUUAAACAGUUAAAUACAGGGUCAUAAUCUAACAGCCAGUAGCGGAUCGAGGGUAGGUUAUUGGGGCGAUCGCCCCACCCUCGUUCACUCUCCAAUGUAUAUUGGAUCUAAGGCCUAAUUAUACUCUUAUACUUGAUUCGUCAUAGAUGUCAUAGAUUCGUCAUCUGAUAUGCAUUUUUAAAAUUAGUCUCCCCGUCAUUGUAUUGUCCUGGAUUCGCCUCUGAUAAUAUUUAUUUUGAAUUCAAUACUCGGCACGUAGGUUUAAUAUAAUGUUUAUUAGUUAACCGAUUUACGGUUGAAGUUAAUAACUGCAUACAUUCAUAGCAUUUUUUUUAUUUAUUUCAUUGGAAACAAUCUUUAUUAAAAUUUAAUGUGAUAUGAAAAUGUGAACGUGUUUUAAAUUAUUGGGACCAGUGAAAUUAUCGUAUAUUAUUAGGUAAUCAAUUAUCAAAUUUAAAAAAAUUACUUCAAUACACAAAAUUUAAGAGGCAUGAUUAUUGCAUUGCAAAUUGCAGUUCUAUAUUUUAUGAAUAAUAACAGAAAUUUGAAUUUUAAAGUUUGAUUUAAUGCUUGACUGUAUUUAUAUAGGAUAAUAAAACGCAUAUCUAUUUGAAAUCGAUAAUUUCAUUUAGAUUUUUAUUCGGUUUGGAAAUGUAUUCAAAUAUUUUAAUGUAUACAUAUUUUAUUAAUACAAUAUAAUCCUUUACAUAUACACGAAAUAAAUGUAGUACAUCAUGAUGCCUCGGGUAUUUUUUUUAUUUUUUUUUCUUCGUAUGCCCAUAAACCGGUAAAUGUACAGUUUUCCCGUGCUAAAAAAAAAUCCCGAUUCUUAUAACCCGAUUGGUCGUCAUUGGUGCGACUGAAAUUAGAUUAAAACUAGAAAAACCUAAACCAGGAAAUUUCACGACUGCUAUACGAUUAUGAUUUGAAGCAAAUAUGUAUAAUAAUUGUUUUAUUUUGAUCUCAGUAUUGAGUUUAGUUAAAUGAAGAAAGAAUCACCAUCUACGGAUAACAAUAACAAUAAUAUUACGAUAGUCAUUGAAUUGUAUAACUACCAAGACUAUAAUCAUUAUACAUAGCAUUAUCAUUUAUAUACUUGCAUACUCGUAUAUUAUUGUAUAGUUUAGAUUUUAGAUACAACUGUUGUAUAAUAUUAUCAUUACUGUCUUGUUAAUAUCAUUCAUUGUAGAGAACUUGUGCGUGUUUGUGAUUAUAUUGUUAUUGUUUUUUUUUUUUUUUGAUACCUACCUGUAUGUUGAAUAUUUGGAAAAUGUAUACGUAGUUGAAAAUUAUACCAACCUAUAAUAAACUGUAUUAAGUAGUUGUUGUUUAUACGUGCCUAUACUAAAACACUAAAAUAUACCGAGUGCCCUUCGAGGAUUUACUAUAACUAUUUUAAAGUGCUGUUAUUGUUUGCGUUAAUCUCCAUCAUAAUAAUAUUGUGUAUGAAAUGGUUCAGUUUAUAAAAUGGGCGUUAUUUGACCAACCCGGAAAAUGUUAGGCAGAAUCCCCGAAAUGCUUUCAAUAUGAUAUUGAUAAUGGAAUAAAAACAGCCCACAUAUUAUAAUAUUAUAAAAUGUGUUAACAAAUACAAACAGUCUGAGUAAUUUUUAUAAAAUAUCUCCGAUUUAGCGACAAAAGCUACACUAUAUGUAAAUUCCAUUUAAAUAAAAAUACCAAUCACCUAAUAAUAUUAAUUAUCAUAAAUAGGUAGGUGUGUUACGACAUUUCAUAACUGAAUCGCAUUGGUUAAUUUAAAUAAAUCUCCAUCGCGCGUAAUACGUUUUCGUUUAAUAUUACUUUUUAUUGGAAAAUCGUUGACAAUGAUAACAAAUUUAACCAAAAAAAACUGCUUAAGCUUGAAUUCAUUAAAUUAAAUUAAAUUUGUUUUUCCACUAGCUGCCUGUUAAAAACGUUUUAUCGGACUUUUAAUAUUAUAUUAUUUUCUUGACGUUUUAUUCGUUUGCCCCGUAACGCGCGAUAACCAGUGGUUAAAGUGGGAGGGUGACGGAGUCCCCUCUUCUUAUUUAAGAUGAAAUUAUCGGUCCCAUUUUGUGCAAAUCUUCGAAGUCUAAAGGGACGUUUUAGUUAUUGUUACCGAGACAUUUUUAAUAAAAUUUAAAAAUUUCGAAUUAGUUUUAUUAAACACACGUUUUUUAAUACCUACCUAUUCAAUUUUACGUCGGUAACUAGACUCUGUUUUAUUAUAUUUUUACUGAACUGACAUAAGCGUAUGUAUAACAUAUUAUUUGAGGAAGGAGGUUCCAAUUUAUCGUUCAAACUUAUACAGGAAGUCCUACAGUGUUAUCCGAAUGCUAAUAACUCUGUCAAUAUUCAUUUUUCUUUUUUUAAUCGUGUUUUGUGUCAAGAGUGAACAAAUAUAAGAAAAAAUAAAGUUUUGUUUUCAUCAUUUAACCACUGAAAAAUAAUUUUUUAUUUUUUCACUUUUCACAAAACAUGAUUGAAAAAAAAGCUGUCCCGUGAUAAGGGAAACGGGUGCAGCCACUGUUGUAAAUAAUUUAAUAUCUGUAAGCAACGAUUAAUCAUUGCUAACGAAAAAUCGAUCUGAGCGGAGUUCGGUUGAUAGUGUUUCUUUAUCAACAAUAUAUACAUGUAAUAUUAUGGUAAAAUAAUUGCAUGUGCAUUAUAUAUUUUCUUUAAUUAUAUUUGUUUAAUAUUGAAUCUAUUUUCCUGUUUUUCGUAUGUAUUGGGAAAACUCCUAUAAAAAUCAAAAAAUUACCUCCUUAAAGUACCUCUCCAGUCAGAUUUUCUUUCGGACAAGUGCUAUACACUUGCAAAUCGCAGCUAGAUUUCUGGUAGAAAAGUUGUUCACAGAUAAAAAAAAAUAAACAUCAUUGUAAAACCAAUUUUUUCCGCGUUCCGCUCAGAAUCUAAAAAAAUUAUGCAUCGAAAAAGUUAUUAUUAGCAUUCAAAUAAUACCUACUGUAAGACACUCUAUAUAGGUAUAACAUUUUUAUGAACAAAUGUGUGUGAGAGAAAAACAAUUUGGAAGUGUUGUCACCACGAUGGAUAGUUAGCUGAAUGUUUGGUUAGGUUUAGUUUGUUCGCGAGAAUGCCCCUCAACGUUCGAUAAAUACCUAUUAUAGACCCGCUUCGAAAUCGUUCUCACUUUAACCACUGGCACCAGCGGUACAUAAUGUUCUGUUUUGAAAUCGGUAUAUUCACUCACGAAGUAUCGAUUACGACGCGCAAAAGUGUAUUUAAACAUAAAAUAUAUAAGUUUAAUUUCGUUUCUUUUUGAAAUAACUGCCCGAAAUAUUUAUCUUAUUAUAAUGGCUUUUUCCGCGUUUCGUUUUGUAUACGCUUACCCGCCAGUAAAUAUAAAUUCGUAACACGGGUACACAUAGUAACAAUUGCCGUUUACGAGGUUAAAUGGAGGAUUGGGAGAGAGGGGAGAGGACGCCGAACGAUACAUUGGAUAACCCUGAUAGAUAACCCUUUUAGUAUUAUUAUUUUUUUAAGCUUGUUUUAUGCUUUUAUACAAUAUUUAUUAAAUAUUCUCUAGUUGGAUGAACAAACCCGGAGUCGUUCUCCAUAUUUCGACGACCUCGCACAUACAUGUAAGACGAUACGCACGUAUGAAUUAUUUCAUAGUGUAGUACAGUUAAUAUAGAGACUUUGAGACUCGUCUUUUUACUCAUAUUCUCGUCUACGAAAACGAGUAUACACAAACACCUGAACCAUCAUAUUUUUAUGUGCGUAUACACAAUAUAUAGAUUUAGGUACUUUAAGCCAUUCGGAUGGUAUAUUAUUUUUUUAUUAGAAAUCGUUUUGAUAGUACCUAAAACAAAAACGUUUUCAAGAUGUUUUUAAUGUUUUUUAUAUUUCCUGCAGAACUACCUCGUAUAAAACACAGUUGUCGUUUCAAUUUUUCUUUUGGAAAAGUGUUCUGUGUAACUAUACACUGCUAUAUUAUAUAUGCGUCUAAAGGUGAUGACUUUCCGAAUUCGGACCGGUGCAAAUAAUUUAGUUUUAACAUUUUUCUAUACAGAUUUCAAACUUUUCACAUGUGAAUUUCAGACAUUGAAUAAAAACAUUUGAUUUUUUUUUUAUUUCUGGAUUUUUUUUUUGUAAAACGGUGGCAGCCGAAUUUCAUAUUAAUUGAAAUAAGUUAAGAUAACAAGUUAAACGAACUUCAUCACUCAGAACCGUUUGUUCUCGUUUGCAAUGAUAUAUUUAUUCUGUGUCUAGACCGCAUAGUGGCCUAUCAGGAAAUCGUGAUUUUCUCGGUAAGUCCCAGUCCGUACUUAAUUAUGUUUCUUGGUCCUAAAACCUUGUUUUAAGUAUGAAUUCGUUUUAGGUGCUCUAUAGGCGCAAAUACCGGAGAGUGGGAGUGCAAAAAAACUAAAGAUUUUUCGAAUACUAACAUUUUCUGUAGGAUUCACACGAUUUUUGAAAUGAGUUAAACUUUUUUUUUUUGUUCGUCGUCGAAUUUUUUCUAAGGCGCUCUUUCGUUUAGAGGCUCUCGAAUUCAGUUCCCGGUAACAGAAAAUAUAGCCCGGUCCGUCACUGAGUACCCAUAUAAUAUAUAUAUUCGGCCAUUUUGGUUUUUAAUUUGAAAAAAAUAAUGAUUUGCUAUUAGGAAACGUGCUGUGUUGUAUGUGAGUAUAUACACGAGUAUAUAUACGCGAGUAUAAGAACAAUCGAUUUUUUUUUUUGUUUUUAGUUGUAUAUACUUCUGGAUCCCACGUUACCGUCUAUCACACUGUUAGCUGCUGCUGCUCUAUAAGGAUCGCGAAAUCUCUCUGUUUUCGCGUCGUCGAAUUAUUUUUUCCCGUACGGCGGAUAGGGGGUUAAGAGGGAAGGGGCGGGUGGGGGUGGGUGUUUUGCGGCGGCGGUGAAACCGUCUGGCACAAGACGUAUUUACAGACGGUGGUCUGAAUACGGGCCCCCAGCACUCAAAAAAAAUAUAUAGUAAAUCCGCGUGGGACGCGUGCCGUAUGCGCGUAAAGUAUUUAAGUGCGUGCGUGCGUAUGUAUGUGUGUUGUUUGUACAUAUAUACAGCUGUGUGUAAGUACUGUUUCGUAGAGACUAUAUACGCGUAGUGACGUAUUUCCCGUUUGUGCGGUCACCGAACAAAUUAUAUUAUCUACUAUAUUGUUGUUACCGGUGUUACCGCGACGGCGGUAUACGGCUGCAGUUGGCGAUGUGUGCGCGUGUGUGUGUACGUAUGCGCGUGAUGUGUGUACCGCAGAGAUUUAUAUCCGCGCGUUCGACUUCUUUUUUUUUUUUCUAUUCCUCUCGUUUUUCUCUCCGAUGCACGCCGUAAUUUAGUGGGUCGUAACGCGCGCGCUGCAGUACACAGGUAUGGACUCUCGAAUGCAAUUAAUAAACGGCCAAAAACGUCGCCCCGAAAACAAUCACACCGCAAUUAAUAACAUAAUAUUAUACCGUCACGUACCUAAUUUCAUCGAUUCCGGGGUGUAUUAACGCCGACGGGGAACUCCAUAUUAUGGAAUCCGAACUUAUGGAGUUCGAUCGACGAAUUCGUAUCGCGUUAACCGACAGGGAUUUUUUUUUUUUUCUUUGGAGCCGGUCGCUUUUAUAGUAAUGCCGUAAAUGUGACGUCCGUUCCCGUCGUAGCGACGCGUCAACGCGAUUAAACAUAAAACGUUUCGACGACUCCCGGGUGUUUUCCGCGAGAAAAUGGGUGACAUUUUUAUUAGUUUUUUUUCGUUCACAUCGUACAAUCCGAUUUCGUACGCGAAUCCGUUUUGAAAUAUGCACGCGUCUCGAGUUAAAAUUUCGAAAAAACCUAUCGCGAUAUUUUCCACCGUAUUUUGUAAUCGGGCAUUUUGUACGCAACAUGUUCGGUUUAGGACGUUUCGGCGUGCAAUUGAUUUUUUUUUUUUUUUAAUUUUUACUAUUUUACCCGUCAGUACCGCAUUUGCAGUUGUUUCAACGCCACCUACCACAGACAAUACGAUACGAACGGGCUACAAAUUGUACAACGAUACGUUACCGUCAUUUGAACAAAUCUACGUUACCGUUGUCAUAUUUGAAAAACAAAAUUACUGUUACCGUAAAACUUCCGUACAACGGUAACCGAAAGAACCAGAAAUAAUGACCGCUAUUUAGAGGUGACCGUCCUUUAGAGGUUUCCUGAGGCAUAGCACCUGACGGGACCGAAAAAAAUUACUGUUACACAGAGGUGACCGUUAACGGGAGUUUUACUGUAUUAUGACGAUGACGUACCUAAUAUUAUUGCGAUUGGAACGAAUUAAAGUUGCAUUAAAUCAAAUAACGAUUUCAUUAUACAGUAAAACUUUCAUUAACGGUCACCUCCGCGUAACGGUAAUUUUUUUGGACCCGCCAAGUGCGUUAUUCCAUUAUUGGACGACACCCCUAAAACACGGUCAUCUCUGAAUUGCGGUCAUUAUUUUCGGUCCCUUCGGAAGUUUUACUGUAUACACUCGAGCUCUAUGAGCUUUUCAAAAAUGUUCGAAAUCGUUUUUGAUCUUCUCAGUUUUCUCCUAUGGUAUCGUUUGCAUAAUAUAUAAUGUACAAUUUGCCAAGUGUGAAAUAACGCAGUAAACGGUAAAAAUUCGAAAAUUAUAUUUCGCGCCGAAACGUCCGGUUCGGUUAUUUUCGAGUGUCGUGUCGACGGGCCAUUCGAACGUUGACAACGCCUGCGUAUCGAGAGCCCAUACGGUUUUACUUAGUAGUUUAACAAUACCUAAUAUAUUUUAAUCCGGCCGCAGACGUGAUUUGAACUAAUAUAGGGUGACCAUACUUUAAAAAAUAUAAAUAAAUAAAAAUAGGACAAAAUAAUAUCAGCAUCACGUUUAGAGUGAUUUAUUUAGAGAGUUAAUUAUUAUAUAUAUAUAUAUUUUUUUUUUCUAAUAAUUUUUCAUAAUUAUGCCUACAUACGCCUGCACAUUAUUAACUAUUUUAAACACACCGGUAUAUCUUAGAUAUCUUAGGUACCGGUUCUUGUGGUUAUUACUUUCCGCGGUGAACACAAUCGCAAUCACUGUCUUAAUCUAUGAUGGCGUAUAUUUUCGUCGACAAAUUUAUUUCAUUCAAAACUAAAAUACGAUUUUAAUAUUAAAACUAUAAAAUAUUUAUAACCAAUUGAAUAAAACAAGAAUUAAUAAGGAAUAAUCGGUAUCGACCUAAAAGCUAAAAAAAAAAAAACAGAUCAAAAAGCGUUCUGAGAGAAGUUCGACAGAACAACAGAACGCAAAGUCGAAAAUAAUCACAAUCCCGCAUAAAACCGGACGUAUGGUCACCCUAAGCUAAUAUCAUACGACCGCGCGACUUUAAUACACGCGGGUGUGCGCGUGCGACCUCCGCAGGUGCGUUGUCCCGCAGCGGUUGGAUGCCCAGAGGAUUCGCUUCGACAUCGUCCGGACGUUCGCGUGUGCGUUCGUCGUCCUCGUCGUCCGCUUCGUCUUCGUCGCUGCCGCCCAUGACUCUGCGAUCGCCGUCCAUGUACCCGCAGCCGCCGUCGUCGUUCCACUCGCCCGGCGCCGGAAACUUCAACAACGGCCUGCACGGCAUGCACGGCAUGCACGGCCUGCACGGCAAGCGGCACCUGGCCGCGCUGGCCCGUCUCGGCUGGUCGUUUAGGAACCCCCAUUCGUUUUACAUGCGCAACGGCAGAGGGUCGUCGGUCCAGUGCGACGUAAACAAGAGGGCCGCGCCCGGCGUCGCCGACGAGUAAGAUUCACACGCCACGCUAUAAUUAUCAUUAUUUCACUAUACUGAAACCGCAUGUAUAGGUAAUAUAAUCGUAUUGACAACGCGGCGAAACCCGCGGGGACGUGCGCGGCUACGCACCUAAUACAACGCGAGAUAUUACGAUUUAGUUGGAUACCUGUGAAACGGCACUAGUACGCAGGCGCCUUUGUAAUAUGCCGUCGGAACGGCGCCCGCCGUUUAUUGGCGGUAACGAGCCGCCGUCCCACGGUGUUCUGAAACGUGGUUUUACACGGCGAAAAAACCGUCCGACGGGAAUUUUAAUUUUUAAUAGGUUUUCAAUUGAAAUCUCUCUAGUUAUGCAUUCUAAAGAAACCCUACUGUAAAAUUUCGUAUUCACGUGUACACAAUUACCCGCGGUAUUACAGCGGUUUAUACGCGUUUCUGUUAUGUUAUAAUCGUAUUUCGUCGAAAGUUUUACCAUUUUUCAUGAGUAUUUUACUCGCAUGAAUAUUUUUUUUAAACAUUCAGUACGAUUAACUUGAAGUACCAUAAUAUAAAUAACAAACAUGAUCACACAUUUGUUUUUUUUAUAAACUUGACAGAGUUUUACAAUUUUUUUCCAUUUUUUUUUUUAAAAACUUUAACGGACUGUUUCCAAAAGUUCCGCAAUUUUACCACGCAUUCAAUGCUUUACAAUGCAUAUAUUAUACAAAGAAAGUUUUCAGCUAUUCACAAAUAUAAUUUUUCUUUGCAUCUGUACACAGGUGCAGUGUACAGAAAUUAUUCAAUUCAACAAGUUAUAAUAUUAAAUAAUUCAUUUUACAUCCAAUUACAAUUAUAGUUUUAAAUUUUUUAAUAAAACACAAAUAAUUUUUGACUAGAUAUUUUAUUAUUAAAUUACUAAAUUCCAUAUCAGUAAAUGAUUGAUUUAAAUUUUUUAUUUUUUGAGUUUUCGGGUGAGAUAAAACGCAUAUGAAGCAAAUCUUCAUUUGUGUUUAAUCUAGAGUUUUUUCUUUUGUGGAGCUCCUUUAUAUGUUUGUAAUCUUCAUUUCUUGAUUCGUAUACCUCUUCGGAAAACUGCCCUAAAAUGAUUAAUAAAAUUAUAAAAAUUUAAAAAAAAAACGAAGUUAUUCUUAUAAAUAUUAAUUUACCAAUAGGAAGAAUUCCAAAUCGUAUUACUUCGGCCCGGUGUAUCAAUAUUUUGUGUACGUUGGAAUGCAUAUAAUACUACGGAUACAGGUUCAGAAAUAACAUAGCAGUAUCCAAAGAAUACGCAUCAAACGCUUCUGGAUUAACUUCAUAUCCACCAGCAACGGUAGACAAAAUAUUUGAAAAACGUUGUAAUAAUUCUAUCUUGAUUUCCGUAAUAUUAGAGCUCUUUUCUGGGUUACUGAAAAAUCUCCGUACUGUAUUGCCAUAAUUUGUAAUUCCUUUACCUAAACACAAAAUUAUAGUAAUAACUAAUAACAUAAGCAUACUUUAAUACAAAUAAAAACUGAAAUUGUAAGACUACAUCAACCAAUAAACUCAUUUCUGUGCGGAAUUUAUUUUGGAUCAUUUUUUUUUCUUUCGGCAAAUUUCAAUUUGUGUGCAAGUGAUUUAACCUUAAAAUAAAAAUAUAAAAAAAAUAAAAAACAUUAAAUUUGGCAUACUUAAUUAAUACAUUUUUAGUAAACGUAAAUAUUUACUGUCCAUAUUUUGAUUUAUAAUUGGCACGAAACAUGCAGUAAACAUUCAAAACUUCGUAUUCAUGCAUGAAGUGAUGAGAAACCAAACUUUAAAUAAUUAAGUUAAACGACAUUUUACUUGAUGAAUAUUAUUCAUCUGUUUAGGUGUAGCUCCACAAUUAACGUAAUUUAUACCUACCUAUACAAUAAAUUUAAACAUUUCUACCUUCCCAUCGACGAUGGUGAAUAGUAAAGUGUGCGCUACUGUUAACUCUCUAUUUUCAACUAUAAUAAUUGAAGAGGUCAAUUUUUUUAUUUGAUCUUCAAUCGCAACUUCAUAUAACGUAGUCUCUAAUGGUUCUUUUUUAAAUUCAAACUUUAUUGGUUGACAGAAACGUGUAGAAUAUAUCCUAUUGUCUUAUCAAUUUUUCAUUUUUAUCAUUGUAACAAAACAACUUUAAAGGGAUUAUUAAAAAAAGAAAUAGGUCACUAUCCAAAGUCAAUGUUGGGCUACUGUACAUUUGUUUGUUGAUUCUCCAUUGCUCCCAUCGCAUCCUCACUUAUAUAUAAUUUCAAACCGCUCAAAAUGAAACUCAAUGGUAUUAAUAUUAUGUAUUUUAAAUAUUCUUUUUGAUGUAUGAUUAAGAAGAUCUUACAAUUUUAUUACGCAGCAUUUUUCUGAUAUAUUACAGUUAUCGAGAUAGCAUUGUUUUUUGGCUUCUCUUAUUUUAUCAUAUAUUGGGUAAAUAUCAGAAUUCCGUUCUUCUGUAGAGAGUCGUAUAUUUAAGUAUUGCUGUUCAGUUAAACCAUUUUGUACGAAAAAAGCUAAUGCCUCAUCGACAGUAAAUGGGAUCAGUCUAGAAGUCUCUGGCAUAUUUAUAGUCUGCAUCAUUUCUUUAGUCCUAUUUGACGAAGAUGAUGCUUCAUUAAAAAGUUUAACUACACUUCUUUGUCCAACUUUAUGUAGCUUACUUUUUUCUGCGUGUAUAAAUUCUAGAGAAUUAAUACAAUUAUUAUCCAUCAGAGUUUUUAUUUUCAAUCUCUUAGCUCUUUCUGUACAAACAGUAUAUUGUUUAGGUGAUCGACCAUCAGUUGAUGUCGAUAAAGUAUCUUGCGCGGAAAAUUUAAAUUUAGUAUCAAGCCAUUCAGAAUGUAAUGGUAGAAAUCGUUUUAUUCAACGAAAUUAUUUAGAUUAUUUUCUUGAUAAUGCCAAAGUAAAAUUCCAUAUUUUACUAUCUAAUAACUUAAUAGAAGUAUCAUUCCACUUUAAACCAAUACAUUUUUCUUUUAGGUAGCAAAAUAUAGUAGCAUAUAUAGAAGUUGAUUAUGAUUAGAAUGAUUUAGCAAAGUUUGCUAAAAACUUAUUCUGCCGUAAAAAUUCAAACAAUUCUCGGUUCAAAAUACUAAUAUUCUUUUUAUACUUUAAAUUGCUAACUAAAAAAUUACCAUGUAUAUAAAUAUACAAUUUUAAUGUAGCUAUUAUGUAUAAAUUAAAAACAUACUGUUUAAUAUUGAUAGUGAAAUAAAAGUUUAAAUAAAACUUAUCUUCAAAUGGAGUUGUCCGUAUUUGAUAGAUGUAAUAAAAAUAGUUCUAAAAACUCAAAAACUGUUAUUCUGUCACUGACGUUGCAAUGGCGAUGCGUCAAUGCAAUUAUAUAAUAUUGUGCAAACUACGCAGCCUAAUCGAUUUUAUGAACAACAAUAUAUAGGUAAUUAGAAAAAUAAAACCACGUACGUACCAUUUCAUAAACAUAUAAUACAUAAUAUGACUGUAUAGAUUAGAUACAGACAAACUGUAUAUCUCGUGUUUUAAUAGAAACCUACUAGUACACCAUAUUUGAAUAUAACAAUUUACUGCUAAUGUCAUUUAUCUCUCGAUUAGAUAUUUACUAAUAUUUAUAAGAUAAUUUCUGUACACUUGAUCCGUACACAGAUGCAAAUAAAAAUUAUAUUUUUGAAUAGCUGGGAACUUUCUUUAUAUAAUAUAUGGCAAAGACGCGUAACCUUUGGAAACAAUUCGUUAAUAUUUAAAAAAAAAAAAAAUGGAAAACAAAUUUUAAAAUUCUGUCAAGUUUAUAAAAAAAACAAAUGUGUGAUCAUGUUUGUUAUUUAUUUUAUGGUACUUCAAAUUAAUCAUACUGAAUGUUAAAAAAAAAUAUAUUCAUACGAGUAAAAUACUCAUGAUAAAUGGUAAAACUUUCGAGAAAAUAUCGAUUUUAACAUAAAAGAAACUUGUAUAAACCGCUGUAAUUCAGGUAAAUAUGUAUGUACGAAUAUGAAAUUUUGUAAUAGGGUUCCUUAGGAUGUACACAUAGCCAUUUUAAUUCAAAACCAAUUAAAAAUUAAAAUUUCCAUUAAAGGUUUUUGCCAUGUAAAAUCGCGUUUCAAAUCACUAUGCGUCCGCGAGACCGCUUUCAAAAACGAGUCAUAAGAAUAUCGUAGUCGUAUUAAACGGUUAACGGAUAUUAGUGUUAAAUACUCUUCGCUUCGAUUGAGUAAAUAUCAACACUGUUUAAAAAAUAAUAUUAUUCCCGUCUAACGAGCAAAGGCGUGCGCACUGGGUUUGCUACGUGUGCCGCGGAACACCCCGUGGCCCGUGUACCGAAAACGAAAUAUACUCAAUCCGGGUUUUAUUCAAUUAAAUGCUAAGGAGGCAUGAAAAUAAAACAAUUGUCAUUGAAUAACCCAAAACCAAAAGAUUCAGGCAUCCACUAACCGUAAUAUUACUUAUAGCUGCGUUAGGUUUAUGGUUCGUCGUAUUAGUGAUAAGGAUAACAUUAAGUUUUUUUUUUUACAUUUAUAAUUUAUAAUUUAUUAUAAGUGGUCAUUUUUUUUUUUUUUUUUAUGGUUUUCUAUUUAUUGAGAUACAUAAUUAUCUUUUUGUGAAACAUGGAUGGUAACACUAGUAACCAAUAUGAUUUUUAACGAAAUGGUAUUUUACAUUAACUAUCUUUAUUUGUGAGGACUUAUAUCGAUCGUAUGAUCCAUCAUCUUAUAAUAUUAUCUUAUUAUAUUGUGUGGAUCUUAUAUACCAUUUAAGAUCCACUUAAGGAAUAACGAAAAAAAUAAUUUAGAGACUCUAACAGAACGUCGAAAUAACAACAUUAUGGUAAUUACGCGUAGCUGAAAAUUUGCUCGUGGGUGUCUGGAAACUAAACUCGCUAAUUGUAUUAUUUCAUUGUAUGCCGAAUGGAAUGCAAUAUUGGUUUUACAGCGGUUCGUGUAUUUUUUGCUUUCCAAAAACAUUUCGAAACUCCAAAAUCCUAAUAGUUCGUUAAGCCGUGAUGUCUAUUAUGUCGAUCGAAUAUUUCACACAGAUCGUGUUUGCAGUCGGGUUUCUCCUCAGUUUAACAGUUUAGUUCAUAAAUAGUUCCAAAUAGUUUUCGACAAGAUUUCAAUAAUAUAUAUUUGAACGCAAAAAUCUCAGAAGGCGUGUGUCGAUAAAAACACAAAACAAUACAUUAUUUUACACGUAACUAUGACAUUUUCAGCACGUCUGUCGAUAUUUAUAUUUUAGUUAAAAAUCAAAAAAAAAAAAAAACGCUAUACGUACAAAGAUUUUUAAAUAAAAAUGAUAAUUAUUAUCCAUAGUAUAUAGACUAGACGUACCCCUAUACAGUCUCCAUGGUUUUCAAUUACCUGAUAUACAUCAGUUAACUUGGUGUGACUUUCCUUAAUAGGUUUUGAAAUUAUUCUGGAAUGCAUAAUGUUUAUCCGAUUUCACCGAUUUAUUUUUCAUUAUAAGCACUGUGCAGGCUUAAAAAUCUUCGAUCACACAAAUGUGCUGUUGACAAUAUAGGUACCGUAAGAUAUAACGUAACGCAAUUCCCAAAGUUGAAUAUUAUUUGUGUUAUUUUCAUGCACAUCAUAACUUUAUGUUUUCUACCUCCCCAAAUUUGUAUUUUUUUUUUUUUUUUAAUAAAUAAUUGAUAUUAAACAAAAAAUAUAUUAAAAAGUCGUACUCAAAUAUUUUCUCUAAAUUCUGAAAAAUAUUCAUAAACGAUGAUUUUACGGUUAAAAUUUUAAUAUGAAACACGAACAUACCAUAGCGAAUUACGGUAGUACAAACCAUUACUUAUAAGUGUUUCAUUAUUGGGGGUUAUCUUUACAGGAAAACUUUAUCUUACCAGUUUUGUCAGUUAACAAUAAUCAUCAAUUGGCCGAUAUAUUGGUAAAUACGAAUUUUAAAAAAAUAAUCGAAUUGUGAAUAUAUCCAUAGAUAUACUUAGACACUAAUAUAUCCCCAGCAUAUUUUGCAUUAUACUUUUGAAAAUUACUAAAAUAUACAUAAUAAACAAAAAUGUUCCGAAUAUGCAAAAAUAUGCAAAAUCAAAUUGCGGAUACCAACAUUAUAUUAGGUUAAGAUUCAAAUUUGCGUCUUACCUAGUUACUUUUGAGUAGGAUAAAUAAAAAUAUGCAAACGCGUACAAUUCCGGGCCGUAUAGUCAUAACUAGAUGUUGCAUUUUUCCAACAACGUUGUACCUGUAUCUCUGCUUUAUUAUAACCAAUUAAUAACGGUUACCUUUCUAAAUCGCUAUUGGCUUAUCAUACCGGUUACACGCCUACCCGUUACCAAAAACGAUUUUGAUAAAUCUAAUAUUUGUUUUUUUUUUUUUGUAAAUUAAAAUACAAACUAAUUACCAUUAUCAUAUAUGCAUCGUCGUAAUGAUGUAAAGUCAAAACCACGCGAUAGUUAUUAUCCGCACGGACCUUGCGGGGUGUUGGAUGGGGCCGGUUAGGGGGUGUACUAUUUACACAGUGAAAUGAUUUUCCACGGUAUACCUAGUAUACAUAAUAUUAUAAUAUUAAUAAUAUUUUCAAUUAUAAAAUCCCCCGGCUCUCCGCCCGACGAUAAAAUAAUAUUGUACGUGUCCCAAUGCAUAAAACGUUAAACGCAAUGUUGUCGCGGCUGAUAUCAACAGUUAUUAAUUACAAUAUUCAUAACAAUAUGUAUGAUAUAAAAAUAUAGGACAUUAAUUUCAAUACAUUUUUCGAUCGUAUACGAUACCUACGCCGCAAUUCCUAUAAACGCACAGGGUGUGUUUUUCGGGCAUUUUUUCUCCCCCCUCCCCCCGUAAUCCUGUCAUUUUUCAGUUUUUUUUAUACCCGUACCUAUUUUUAUUUUUUUUUUAAUCCAACUACACAAUUCAUAAUAUUGACCGACUACUUCGCUGAACAUGAAUUUUUCACGGUGAAGUUCAGAACAGAAAUUAUAUUCUAAAAAAAAAUAUAAUAAACGAUACGAGUAUACCUAUAACAGUUAAAUAUAAAGAUAUUAGUGUUAAAUUUCCGUUAAUACCAAUUAUACGUAUUGUAUCAUAACUUUCCGUAUUUCUCGUUUUCAUUUUGAAUAAACAAAUAGGUAUGCUAUAUUAUAGUAAAUAUCGUAACACCAGAGAUACCAGAGUUAGAUAUUUUCGAAGUAUAGUACGAGCGUACUCUGCUAAACAAAAUGGUUUGUUGGUUUGAAUUCCGUGAAGUAAACAAGUAUACAGAGUUACGCAAAACAACAGACAUAAAGUCAUAAAGGCUAUUAAAACUUACAAAUGCGAACUUUGUUUUAAAGGGACGACGAGUAGGUAUUAUUUCAAUAUAAAGUUAUUAUACAUUACAGUUAUUCUACCAUAGUUGAAAAUGCUGAAUAAAUUCGAACGUUAUACCAUCACGACAGAACUAAACCCGACAAUUCGAUCCACUGCAGCCUGUUUGAUUUUGGUUAUCUCAACACGGAUGUUAUAUGAAAUAUUGAAUAUAAUUGCCUAGUAGUACUCCGACCUAAAUUCUAACUCAUAAAUUCGAUAUUAAUGUAUUAUUAGCGUUUAAGUAAAAUUAAGUUGUAAAAAACAGGGAUAUAUUUUUAAGAACCCGAAACUGAUUGAAUAAGCAUACAAUUUCUAAAAUAUUGUAAUUAUACAAAUAUCGUUAAAUGACAUUAGUAGAAUGUCGCUGUCUUUGGUUGGAUAAUAGGUAGGUGCCUAAAAACAGUCAUUGACUAUGAGAAACAAUGAUACAUAUUGUUUCUACUCGCAUUUUUGUUUGUUUAUAAUAUAAAUGGAAACAUAUAUAAUAAGAUAAAACAAUUUAAUAAGAUAAGAUAAGACAUUUGAUAAGUAGAAUAAAAAACCAGCAGUAAAAAUUGAGGUGGACGCCUUUAUACAUGGCAACCUGGGAUAGUGGACCAUUCCGGCUCUAUUGGUACGCAUAUUAAAACUAAAAAUAAACCAAAUUAAAUUCAUUCAAAAUCUUCUUUUGGAUACCAAUAAAUUUUCGCUGACAGUUCGUGGUAAAAUAAAAUCACUAUGUACAGACGAAAAGUACACGGGGAGGAGCAGGGGGAGUUAUUGUCAUCGAUAGCAUUAUCCAUAUUUUAUAUUCGAGCAGUAAGCACGCUACUCGAAUCAUUGAAAAACUAAUAAUAAAAACCGAUCAUUUAUUCUUUUUUUUUUAUUUUCGUGAACAUUAAAAUUUGCACGUAUCAAAAACACGUCUAGGCAGUUUGACAGGGGUCAGAAAAUCGCCAAUAAGUGAUAAAUAUUACGCGUGGUCGGCCCAUGACGGUUUUUGUGUGCAUAUCAUUAUUCUAAUAAAAUAUGAGCAUACGGUGUCCACUGGCUAAUAAUUUAGCCAAUGUCUCGGCUUAAACUUGCUGAUAUUGGCGUUAUUUUGUGAAUAAACGAAAAUACCGCCACUAUAGAUUUCAAUAAUGACGGAAACUGACCCGUGAGACAGUUUUUGAUGAAUUGGUUUACAGAAUCUACAAAGUAGAUAGUAGUACGUACGUACUAAAACGUAAAAUCUUUCGUUGGGUUUACUACGUGUUUAUAUUUUAUCGUAAUUUUAGUGGAAUAAAAAUUAGUAACCAGUGUUGAAUCCGGACGAUUUUUUUGAUGGGAUGAGGGGGGUACUAACAAUUAUAAUAAUGACCUUUUUUUUUUUUUGCUUAUAACCAAAUUUGUUUUAUUAUUUAAUUAAUUUAUCCACAUUUAACAGGAGGGGGGGCGAUACCUGGAUUCAACACUGAAUAUAUUAUUAGUAUACAUCACAAUUGUAUUAUUUUAGCUCGGCGAAGUUCUUAUUCAGAGUUAGCGUUUGCGAAAAUCGAUCGAGGGGUGGAAACUUCCCGAAUUACAAAAGAUUUUGCCCAGUAUUCUUUGAUAAAUGAUAAUAAAUAAUGAAACAUUUUACGAUGAUAAUGUAACGAUAAUUACGUCAUCAAAUUAAAAAAAAAAACCUUAAAAAUGAUUGAUUUUGUCGACUUUCAAAGUUAAAUUAUCGUUGAAUUGUGAACUCAUUAGUCUAAACUUCCGAGUUUUGUAAGGGUGUUACACACUUACAUUCUUAUCUCCGGUCUCGACUAUAUUUAAUGAGCGCAUGAUCAAAAUAUUAUUUUACUAACUAUAUUCUAUAGAUCAGUGUUUUCAAACGGGUGGGGGGGGAAAUCUCUCCCUAGGAUAUUUAGAGUAUUUAAGUACUGCUUAUGGAGUAAUAUAGUAGUGAUGAAAUUGUAAGAAUAAAACAUAAAAUGUGCAGAUUUAUCAAAUCUAAAAUUAAAAACAAUUUAUCUCAUAUAUUUAAUUUAUAAGGGGAGGCAUGUGAUUUGUAAAAGGGGGACGUGGAAUUAAAAAAAUCGGAAAACACUGCUGUAUAAAUAUCUUCACUCUUCAGAACAUAUAAGUUGUUUUAAUUUAAUUUUCGAAUGUUUAAAACACUUUGCAACCCCGAAUUCGCGGUGUCGGCGGAUAAUGCAGGAAGGGAUCAAAUUCCAAUUAUUUAAUCCGACCGACAAUACCGGGCGGUAGGUCGAACUUGAUAUUUAUGGGAACCUAUCAUUGAAAAAGCGCUUUAAUUUUCACGCGGGUUAAAAUCCGGGCACAAUAAACGACGGCGACGUCAACGCGUUCAUUAAAUUGCGGUAGGUGCCCGUCACGCAAAAUUCGAAGGAAUAUAAAUAAAAGCCAGUAAAACGGUCUAUACAGUCCGGAUAACGUAUCUCUUUCCGAAACAUAUCGAUUAUACCCGUACACACGUACGUAUAUUAUCUCGUAUCAUAGAGACACUGACAAUAAUGAACGGUUCCUAUAAAAUGCGUAGAUUUAUAUAAAUUGUAUACGUCAUUCGAACCAGCCGUCGCCGCCGAUUUAAACUAUACAUAUAUAUACCUCCGAAUCGUUUUGGCUGGCUGUGCUCAAAAUAUAAUAUAACGUUUACGAAUUCGAAACUUUACGAGCCGAUAUACUAUCUGUUAUGUUAUAGUACUAUAACACUAAAUACUACGUCUUAUUUGUCCCGAGAAACACGAAAACUUCCCCGCUAAUGGGGAUUUUCGUACAAAAAUCAUAUAUCAUUAUAUUGUCCUCUGCUGUACAUUUUCUCUGCCACAUGAAUUCCGUAAUAUUUUCGAUUUUGCAUAAUAUAUAGUCUAUAAUAAAUUCUGGAUGAGAAUAUUUUUUUGUUGAUUUCUCUGGGUUACUUUGGCUACAAAGGCAAUAAACACGACCGAUAUUACAAUCUUACUAGUUGACCGAGUUCUGCUCGGAAUCGUUUUUUAAAUGUAUUGAUUUAAGGUAUAUGAACUUUAUAACUUUACAUCCAAUAACUUUCAAACCUGCCAACGAACAACAGUGGCCUACCCAAUUUUUUUAAAUACAUGAUUUUAGUCAAAAUAAGAAAUGAUAGACAGAAACGGUCUCGUCCCCAUGAAACGAAAAGUAUUGUUGUAAUAUAAUAUAUAUUAGAUACAAAGUAUUUCAAAAUUAUUCAUCCGAUUUCAAAAAAAAUAUUUAUUGAACAAUUUUAGUAAUUACAUGUUUUAAAGUUUAAAGCAAGUUUCAUUAAUUUUUAGUUCACAAUUAUUAAAUCUGUUCUCCCUCCCCCAACUUGUACGGCAUACAUCUAAACGACCCUAGCCAAUAAUUUCUCUGAUAAUUUCCUAUAUGAACCUGUUAUUGAAGGUGAUCGACCGCUGCUCAAAUUAAUGGCGUUUGUAAAAAGACAUUUUCCUUCGUCAAAUACUCUCGAAAGGAGAUAUACCUCCAUGAACCUUUUAAGUACCUCCGAUUGCAUGUUGGUAGAUCAUCGUUGAGGAAUCUGCAGACUUCUAAGGGUCAACGAUGUAGUGGUAACUGACAGUCGAAAGUACUCAAAAACCUCCUCUUUCUGACGGUUACUACGGGUUCGAGAUUUAUGCUGAUAAAUACUGAAAUCGUAUGAAUCAUUAUGAAUCGCGUUGUACAAUAUGUUGCGACGAAACGUCGGAGCGUGGGUAGAUUUGAAUACACGAACUGGCGGCGUUGACCGGCAAAACGGUUUAUUUUUUUGUUACACCCGUGUUCGAGUGGAAACCCAUUAUUCGUUAUACCGGAAUCGCACUUAUACGUGCGCACGCGUCACAAAAGUAAAAAAUAACGAUGAUACCUACGCAUUUUUGAAAAACGCAGAAAAAAAACCGUUCUCCGCAAAUCACUAAAGUGAAACACAAUUAAUAUGUCCCACGGUCGAUGACGCGACGUAAUGUAAACGUGGUGUAAAUAGGUAUAAACCGCCACAUUUAAAAUGUUCUUUUAUUGUCGGCUAUGGCCCUGAUUUUAUUAUUAUUGUUAUUUUCCGACCUCGAGAGCGCGACUUUAUGGCAAACACGUGCGAUUUUUAUUUUCUAUAACAGCGAAAAUUUCUCGUGGGAGACGGGCGUCGAGUGUACCGCGCCCGUAUUAUUAUACCGGUGACCAGGGCCCGGGGGUGAGAACCAAAAUCAGGCCGGGAGAUUAAAAUUUAUCCAAUCCACCCAAUAAAAUACGUAUACUUACCGAACAAAUUAUUCUCGCGUUUUAAUUUCAACCAGUUGCGAAACGCCAAAGCCAGUAUUUUAAAUUUAAGGGAGCUAAAUACGUUUGUACUUGUGACAUAGAUGAAAAUAAUAAGGGUGUGGGGAGUUUCGGUUUCCCCCCUCCAACAAAUUUAGAAAAGUGUUUUUAUCAAUGUGCAUUUUAAUGCAAUAGGUGCGUUAAACAAAAAUGUGUACAAAAAGACUUAAUAUAGGUACUGAAACAAGAAUACAACGUGUGUCUUGGUUUAACUUUUUACUAAGUGUUUAAAUGAUUCGAGUAAGUAAAAUAUUAUAUACAAAUAUCAGGCCGCCGGGCCAUAAUACGAUCCAGACCAAAUGGGAAAUUCCUAUUUUAUCCCCUUCCCGCACGUAAAGGUCGCGACUGAACUCAAAUAUGAAUAUUUUAAAAUUGUAUUUGUCGGCGGGUCAUACAUAAUAUACUUAUACUUACCGCGUUUUGAUUUAAUUUUAUGAUAAUCGAAUUUCAGCCACAUUCGCUAAAAUAAUAAUACCUACUUAUCUCAGCUACUGUAUUACAGUCGCGAGGGUGCACAGUGUCCACUAUCGUAACAACUUCAAACUUUUGAUAUCUAUAAUUGAAUCGUUGUGGUUCCCGACUAAGUCAAUUUGUUCACGAAAAACAGAAUACAAACUACGCGAUAAAUUCGGUGUAUAUUAUUUGGUAGGAUUUUUCGUAAAUAGACCUAUUAUAUAUAUAUAUAUAUAUUAAUGAAACCGAAUUAUAAAAUGGCUGGACAAUACGAAUUUACAUUACUUAUGGAACAUAAAUCGUAGCGUCUAGAUUGAAAUUUUAGUUUGAUUACAACAUAAAAAAAUGUGAAAACUGACAUGGCUAUAACUUAGAAAACAGUUACACACAGCCCAAAAAAAAAAAAGUUCAUAAAAAUAUUAUUAACCCCAAUGUCAGCCUAACCGUCUCAAUUUAUGUUCGAAGCAUUAGAGACGAAGCGUUACAGGCAGACAGAAGGACAGGUUGACAGACGGAGUAGUUUUUUUGUUUGCUUUUAUUGUUAUUUAUUUUAAAAAAACAAAUGCUAUAAAUCAAAAGGUAUCGUAGUGUAACAGGUAUCAAGUUUUAUCGUAAAGAUAGAGACCGAUAAAUAUAGGUAUAAUACGAGAAAUCCAUAUACAUUGUUUUUAUACGCUUGGUUGCAUUGCCAUUACGCGAGGCAACCAUUUUCAAUUUUGAGACAUUUCAUUUCAUAUAAUAGUAUAUGACUAUUAUAAAAGAGACCCAUACAAUAAUAUUUGAGAAUUUCGGCAGCAUUUGGUACACAGAUGUAAUAAUAUUGUGCGCGACGACGUCAUAUCGAUUUUAAUAACAUUUUGUUUUCCGCAAUAGCUGCCGCAGAUUUUGUGUACCGUAUAGUCGAUGUAUUUUGCCGUUUCACCAUUAUACGUAAUAUAGUUUCAUCCGAUAACGAAGUUAUUAUUAUUGCGUUCGUUUAAAGCAAAAAAAAAAAAUAUAUAUAAAUGUAUGUAGUUUUAAAAAAAUCCCGUCCGUAAUAACCGUUUUAUACAAUCAAUAUGAAUACGUAAAUAAUAAGAAUUGAAAAAUAAAUGAGUACAUUUAUUGGUAUCCAUAUUAAUAUGUUCCAUAAACCUAUCGAAAUUCCGAUAUCUUUAUAAGAAAUGAAGAGUCUGUAACGGAUUAACAUCACGUAGGUAUUCGUACGUACAAAUUAUAUUGAGCUGGAUGCUUUUUUUAUUUUUAUUCAUAUACAUCUUUUUUUAUAUUCUGAACGGAAUGAAGAAUAUAUUAGUUUUACAACUUUUUUUUUCCUGUGAACGACUUUUCUACCAGAAAUUAUACUCCGAUUUUCAAUUAUAGCACUCUUUCUUAAAAGACAACCUGAUUGGGGAGGUCAUUUUUUGAUUUUUCCAAAAGUUUUCAUAAUAAAUGUAAAAAAAAACGUAGGAAAAACGGGGUAAUAGGUACAAUAUUAAACAAAUGUUAUUAAAGAAAGUAUAUAUUGCAAAUGUUAUUAUUUUACCAUAAUAUUACGUCAUAUACAUAUAUUGUUGACAAAGCAACACUAUUAACCGAACUCCGCUCAGAAUCGUGUUUUCGUUAGCAAUGAUUAAUCGUUGCGUACACAGAUAUACAUUAAAUUUCCCCUUCCCAACUUUUCACAUUUAUCAGUGGCCCACCUAAGUGCCAAGUAUUUCCAUCUUUUUAUGUUACAUAAUAAAUAAUAAUUAAUAAUUAUAUUUAAAACUAUCAGAUUUCACCUCUUCGCUCGCCAACCCCCGUAAAUCAUAAUAAUUACGCUAUUUACAUAUAAUAUAUGGAAAAUAUAAAUAUCAAUACUUUUUAUAUAAUAUAUAUACUGAUGAAAAUAUAAUUUAAGAAUUAUUUGAAAAUUGAUAAGGAUUUGGUUUGUUAACUUACAAUUGAAACUUGACCAACUGUAACCAAAGCUGCUUAAAUCUAAUCGCACUGCAGUUAUCAACUAUUUAUAUUUGACAUUAAUAAUGAAUAUUAUAAUACUAUAGGCAUCUUUAUUUUUUGGUUUGUUUUCAACUCCUUCAUAUCUUUUAUCUUGACAGGUCUGGUUAAUAAUCAUAAUGUGUCAAUACAAUAUUAAUAUACAAAGUUAAAAAAUAAAUUGUGAAAAGCAAACUGAAGGGAGGUAGAUGGAGAAGCAUCUACUCGUAGGUUUGGCAGAAACUUCUCGAGUAAAUAUUGAAAUUGCGCCUACGAUAUAGUCACAUUAUAAAAUGUCAGUUUUAAAAACCCGAAUUCUUGACACAAUUAAACAAAAUAUACAACGCAGAUAUUAUUGUUUUAAAUACGUAAAAUGUUUAGAAUAGGACCUUUCGAAUUGUGGUAAAAAAAAAUUGUCUACGAUGAAACACGUCAUAAUAAAAACUUGUUGAAUAUAUUUCGUAAAUGUAUAUUACGGUUGGUUAUUGUAUAAUGAAUUUACAAAGGCUACAAUCGCUAACACUUUGGAAACUCAAUUUAAAAACCCGCCCUUCGUAGCAUGAUUCAUGCCACUGUCGUAGGCGAGAAAUUGAAAAUAUUAGUUAUAUAAGAUGAUAUAUAUUCUAAAAUACGAAUAUUCUGGAAAAUGUCGGGUUGACCCAUUCUACUGUCACUUCUCGAGUGUUUUGUGUUAAACUAAAAAACCAAAAAAACAAAAACAUUUAUUCUCCGUUUUUUAACGAUACACGAUGGUUCAUGUGCCAUACACGUAUUUACAGGGCAUCGGAUUUCAAUAUAAUAACAAUCUAAGCAAAAAAGGUCGUUUCUAAAAAUCGUCGAUACAAUAGUACACUAAAAUCUACAAAACACUUGGUCAUAACUAUACGGUUAUUAUUAUAACGUGUACGCGUUCGGUUUUAUUAUUGCCGUAUAACCUGAUCCAGUCCAUAUUAUUAUAAUGAUGGCACUAUUGCAAUAAACUUUUUCGCUCUUUUCUUUUGGCCCUUGCUCACAUUACGCCCAUUAAUAUUCUAAAUAUCGUAUAGCGAUUCUUAUAUAUUAAUAAUAGCGUGCCAUUGUAAUGCACAAACUUCGACGACGACGUGGUAUGGGCUACCAUAUCGACACGAAAAUCAAAUUUGUAUUGUAUAGUUGGACAUAUUAUAAAAUAUAGAGUAUGAUUGUACAAUAUUCGUCUGUACGAACAAAGCGAUUUACGAAUGACACUCCAAUUACGUUUCGGUGAUGAUUGGAAUCGGUUUAACUUUAUUAAUGCAAAAGUGAUGAUAAAUAAAAGAAUAAGUAACUUUGAAAUCGUCCGCAACGGAGUUAUUUUUUUAUUUUUUACUUUAAAUGAAACACGCGUUUUAAAGUCAAUAUUUGUAAUAAAUUUAAUUUUCCCUCUGACGUCAAUACACAAUAUACUCAUUUUAUGAAACCAUUAUCGAAAUACGUAUCGGAAUAUUUUUAGUACUUGUGUAGGUUAUAAAUAAGAGAGAAAAAUGAAAAUAAUUUAUUAUAGUUAUUUCUCUGGUAUAUACCCAUCGAGUAUCGAUAUAAAGCCGUAGAAAAAAAAUUGUAUUUCGUCUAACGUUAUACAAAACGUAUAGGAGGUAAAAAAAAAAAAAAUAAUAAAACAUCCGAAAGUAAAUUAUAUCUGUGUUCCGUACGUUUAAAAAGUAAAUAUAAUAUCGCAUUCAAAAGAAUCGGUAAAGGUGUGAAUUUUUAAAUGUAAAAGUUUAUUUUCCCUUCACGGUCAACUAAACAUCUCGUCGUAUAUUAUUGUACCUGGAGACCGAGCCUAGCUCAGGUACAUUUUUCUGAGUUGGUUGAGUUUACGCGUAAAUAUGUUGAUUAAUAGCGAUUUAUUAAAUCCAUUUUCAAAAACUAAAUAAAUAAAUAAAAAUAAUAAUAAUAAAUGACAAUGGAACAUCAUUAGACUUUUUUUUUAUAUUAUUAAUUUAUAAAUAUAAAGUGUUCUAAAUUCAUGUUUAAAAACCUAAAUAUUAUAAAAAGUUGCGCUAUAACUUACACGGUAAAUAUGUAUAGCAUUCUUCGUUUUCAAACAAUAAUAAGCAAACAAAAAUAACAAUAUAUUGUAAUAAUAUUAUUUACUCCGUCUUUAUUAUAUAUAUAAACAAAAAAUAAUAAAUUGUAUAACUAAAUCAUUAACGUGGAUACCAUUAAAAAAAAAACAACCCGUUAACAACGGUGUCAUUGCCUUUAAUAUCAAUUCGUACAUAUUAAUGUUAAUGCAUGGCGAAAACACGAAGUUCCCGACGGUAUACGAAGACACUUAAUUUAAACACUCUGUUUCAGUUCUUUCCCGAAUUCGGAGGGAUCCGGCCCAACGAAAGCCUUAAUAAUCGACAUUCGGGUGAAUCCCAUAGCUGGGUUUUGAGAUAAAAAAUACGAAUAUAUAACGCAUUUAUACAAUAUUAUUACUCGUAUAUUAUUAUAGGGCAGUGCACAGUUUUCGAAGUUUCAUUUUAUAAUAUGUCGAUGGUGUUUUGUUAAAAGGGUGUAUACCACUAAAAAUCAAAAAAUACGUUUUCGGUAUCGAAAAAAAAAAAUCAGAAAAAUUAGAAACAUUAACUGGUAAAAGGGCGUAUUCAAAUACAGAAAAUUAGGUUGAUAAUGUCGACUAAAACAUAUUAUCCAGGCGCCCUUUUAAAAUAUAAUUAAAUCAUCACUGAUUUGUUAAUGCGUAUAAUACAUUUAAUUUAAACGUAUGCCUUAUUAUGUGUACGUAUAAUUAUAUUGUUUUCCGUGAUAAACAACAUUAAAAACCGUUUCGCUGUGUUUUUGCAAAACGGUUUUUUUUUCUUCCGCAAAAGAAGUGCAAUUUGAUAGACGCCCUUUUAACAAAACACCGUCGACAUUACACCUAUAUAGAUUGAAUAUUGAAUCGAAAUAAAUAUCGUUAUGAUAUUGCUGUUAAAAUCUUAACGUAAACGCACAAAUCGACAAUACUACAUCAUAACUUUUAUGAUAUAACAUGACUAUGAAAACGGUUUUUUUUCUACCGUAUUAUAUUAUGAUAAGUCAGGUAAUACUCGAUGCGAUCUGCGGGUGACAGUUUUACGCGUCCUAUGAACGUGGAUACGCGAGUUUAUUCGGAUCCAAUACGAUGGGAUUAUCGUUCGUAAUAUUGAAAAAAAAAAGUUUAUAAAAAACCCGUAGCAGAAUCAUCGUCGUUCAUUUUAUUAUUUUUCAUCAUAUUGUACUACUGUCGUGUUUUUAAAAUAACGACAGCCACCGGCACCGUGACGAUUUCAUGUAUACAAAAGGAAAUUUAUAAUAUGCAAAUGGAUCAACUCUUAAUAAAAAAUAUUAAAAUUCACUUUUGAGUAAAUAUUUAAAUAAAUAGUAGCCCGUGUCGGCGUAUACAAUCACAUUUUGAUGGAGUAAUCUUGAAAUUUGUUCGAAAACCGCUAAAAAAUAUCCUAAUGCCGCGCGGCUGAACUCGUGCCAGAAAAGAAAACUGUGUUUAGACAUUUUUGUUAGCCAACCUAACACUGUCUCAGUAAAAAUACAAUAUAGGAAAUUACAUUGCAUACGCAUACUGAUAAGACAAAGACAAAACAAAACGUUUUUGCUUUCAAUUAGUCAUGACUAAUAUACUAUCAAAAGUCUCCACAUUUUUCGUCAGUAACAACUAGACAAGAAAGAAAACUUGUGUCUAUUUUUCAUAUUUCGUAUUUAUUUUUAAUAAUAUUUAAAAGCUCAUCACAUAAUAUCUUAUAAUUGAGAAAUUUUAGUUAGUAGAAACCGUACUUACACGUAUAUAAUGUUUAAAUUGUCUUUCGUCUGAACGCAGUUCGCAUAAUAAAGAUAAAAUUACAUUAUGAGUGAUGCGUUUUUUAUUUAACGGGUGAAUCCGUAAUUUUUUUUUAUCAUUUUCUACUAAAUUGUUUAAUGUGUACCACAUACAAAUUAUAUCUUCAUUAGAUGACAUGUUGACAAAUGAUUUUUGUUUAAUGGUGUUUUCUAGGUAGUGUGUUCUUUACAAAAAUAAUUUUUUUUUAGUUGCCUAACACUGUCUAACACGUUUUGCACUUUUGACGUGUGACCAGACUAAAAGUAUUUUAUUAUUAUUGACAAAUAAUGUUAAUAAGUACCUAUAUUAUAAAAUAAAACCGACUAUACACAGGUAUAUUCUAUCAGGUCUUAAGUCCGUGUAAAGUGCAGGAAGGAAACUGUUGGUAGUCCGUAAACUUAUUUGGAAGUAACUCUGAAGAUUAAAACUUUAAGUUUUAAUUUUCAUGGCAGUGAAUAAUCAUGUUUAAAGUUUAAUUAAAAUCUUACUACUAGUGUGUUUUUUUUUUCAUUAUUUUUAUCUGUAAAACAUUAUUGAGUAACUUUAAUUUAUAAUUGACUUACUAUAAAAUACAUUAGCCAGUUCCAUAUAAACGUUCAAUGAACUUUUGUUAAUGAAAAAAAAAUUUGAACGCAAAUACCAACUCGUAUAAUUUUCACGGUGAAUUAUCUAUGUAUGUAUUACUCGUCUUCCAAAAAGAGCCCGACAAAAUUUACCAUUUUACCGAUGGGCUCGAAUUGGCGUCUAUCGUCGAAUUUUCCCCGAAAAUCCACGGGUGGUUUUAAGAUUCUAAGCACGUCGAGGAAUGUAUUGGUUUUAGUAUGAUGUGUUUAUGUUUUUGGGUCCGCGAACUUUUCUACUAAACCACUUCUCUUGCUCCGAAUUUCAAGAGUAUAAUCUUUUCAAAAAGAAAAUGUUAAGAAAAUGUAAUGGCAAUUUCAUUAUUUUCGAUUUUGUUUAAUUGUUGUAAUUCAACUAUACAAAUAAUUUUAGAGACCUAAUUUUUACAUAGAAAACUUAUAUUAGGAUUUGUAUAGUCAAAUAUUUUGGACAUUUGGGAAAGCUAAAAGUUUAAAGAUUAGUAGAAAUUAUUAACUUUUUUCGAAAUUUGUUUUCUAGAAAAUUUAAAAAACAAGCUGCUCCACAAUUUUAUAUUUGUGUUAUUUUUUGUCACCCUUAUUUUUGGGAGUAAAACCACUACCUAAUUUUGAUUUUCAAAUAGCAACCUAUAUUAAAAAGUCCAUAAAUAGAUUGAUUAUUAGUUAAAAUAAAUUUUAGUGUUGAAGUUUUUGAAAAUAAAAAGUAGUUAAUGGUUUUACCCCCAGAAAUAAGGAUGACAAAAAAUAACACAAAUAUAAAAUUGUGGAGCAGCUUGUUUCUUAAAUGUUCUAGAAAACAAAUUCCGGAAAAAUUUAAUACUUUCUGAGAUAAUAAGUGUAAUAAUAAAUGAAUUAUCUGGUAUUUCGCUCAGAAUCGUUUUUUUUCAUUAACAAUAGUUAAUCGUUGCUUACAGCUAUACAUUAAAUUCCCGUCUGUAAUCUUCCCAAAUUUCUAUCGACAAUAUUGGCUGCAAUCGUCCCCAUUAUCCUAGCACAGCUUUUUUUUCUUGUAUCUAGCCUCAUAUCCGACAUGUUGCAUGACGGUCUUGACAUCGUCGGAUCUCACAAAACCUAUAAUGUUACGUUUGAAAUACUUAACCUAUCCUAAUUGAAAGUCGAUUCGCCGCGCAACCCAAAUUUAGGCGCGCGUGUGACGCAUAAAAUACGAAUUUGGACAACGUGAAAGGGUCAACGGCGAGUAAAAACACUUCGUCGUCAGCAUUGUGACGUAUCUUUAGACUGGAGAUGUUUUUAUCCGUGCAUUAUGACCGUCGCCGCCGCUGCCGUCAGUUUAGGACCGCGAUACGGCUGGGCAUAAUAUUAUAAUAAUACGCGAACUCUUCUAUACGGUAUAUUCGCGUGCGUGUCCACAAUUCUUUUAUAGAAAAACUAGCUACGACGUAUUGUAACGAGAAACUUCGCUUAUACCCAUGACAUUCUCCUCUCGCCCUGUCUCAAGAAAAAAAAGUAAGACGGAUUGCGACGGAAUCCGUUAUCGCCAUAAAAGUAAAAUGAAUUAGUCGACCGAUACGUCAAUGCAGUAAAAUCGUGAGUUCAACAGUAAAAAAGUGUGUAAGGUAUAUACCUACUACUAUAUCGAUUUUUCAAUUUGCGGAAAAGCGAUUUUUUAAUGUUUUCGAUUGUUAAAUUACGCAGACAUUGUAAUAAUAACCUUUUAAUUAUAACGCUCAAACGACAAACAUAAUAUUUCGAAAACUAUGCUGAAAACAACAUUCCCGAUAGUCAGUGACGCACAUUUUUAAAUUCUAAACGUAGCGAGAGAUCUAUUGGUUUUACUAUAUGUUGUACGUGUUUUUUCCCAGUUUGUUGACAAUUUUUCUACCAAAAAUCGUGCUUCAAUCAUUAACUUUAGGUGUGAUUUCCGGUAAAAAAUGUUGUCUAGUUGUUGAAUUGAGGAGGACAUAUUUUGUUUUUCUUAAAGCUUUUUUAAUAACUCAGAAAAUAUUAUAAGUUAUAGGCUACCAAUACAUAUAAUCUAUACAAAAAAACCGUAGGCUUCAGUCCAAGUUUAAUACAUAUUCAUUAAAUGAAAAAAAUAAACAAAUGUUUUUUUUAUAUAUAUAUAUAUAUAUACUUGCUCUUGACCAAACAAAAUAAAUCUUACAAAUAGAACUAUUUUAUUUUCUAAUUUUUAAAAAUACUAAAUUUAUAUAGAACUAUAUUAUUUAUUCUAACAAGUAAAUGUGUAUUAUUAGGUGCUGGAGUACCAACAUUUAAAAAAAGAAAAUCUGGUACGUAUUACUGUGUAUAUAUUUUUAUAAUAUUAUUAUAUUACGUAAAAUUAAUACAUUUUACGAUGGUGAUGAUGUAUCUUAGCUGAAAUCUGUUUAGUUAGUUGAACUAUUUACUAUUUAAAUUUCAUCAAGAUGAAAAGUUUUAAUCAUAAAAUCUGUUCAAAAGCCUUAAACUCAUAAUUAAUCGUUCAAUACUUCAUCCCUCAAUUUUCUUAAUACGAAUAUUUAGAAACGUCUUUAUUGAUAUACUGAAAAAAGCGUAAAAGUAAAUUUACUUUUUUUAAAAAAAAAAAAGAACACUAACAAAUCGAUUGUUUUUAGAACUCUUUUAUUUUAAUCCAACAAAAUUUCGGGAAACAGAUGUAACGAAAUAGUAUAUCCAUAAGCUCAGUUGUUCAGUAUCAUAUAAUAAUAUUUACGAUUGUUUACGAUUCUGUUUGUCGUUUUUCGUAUUUCAAACUGCACUACCAACGGUUUGAAAUUAAUUAUAGAGAAUCGUGAUGAAGUGUGACUACCAGACGGCAGAUGAUGGUGAGAAAAAAAAAAUGUAUUUUAGUUUCAGUUAAAUAUUAUUUUCCGCAAUAUGGUUUGCGGUUCAAUAUAUAAUAUUAUGGCGUUUUAGUGUAUUCUCUGCGAUUAUUGCUUUUCGACGUAAUUGACUAGAAAUAGUAACUAUACAGAAAACUCCGCGAUCAAUAUCGUAUUAAUUUUUGUUAUAUAUUGUGUUCUUAUAAGUAUCAGAUACUUGCACACAUUAUUAUACAAUAUUAUUUAUAUUACCUAUACACCUAUACGUACUGCAAUUUCGCUAAAAUAAUAGUACUUGUAAUUAUUACUAUAAAUAAAAUAUAGAAUGAAGGACAGUAGAUAAUGAUGAAUAUACCUAAUAGGGUGCGGAUUAUAAUGCAGAUUGUAUUUUUUUUCUGAAUGUCCUAAAGCAAUGCUUUCCGAGCACGAAAUUCGUUUCAUAUAUCAAAGAAUUAAAAUACGAAACUUUAUUUUGCAUUGUAAGGACUUUUUUUUAUUUUUAGUGCAUUUUUAGGUUUUUAAGGCAUGUUUUUCAACGUUUAAAAUAAUUUAUAGAGCAUUUUUAACUUUUUUUUUUAUUUAAGUGUAUUAAAUUAUAUUUUUUUAAGGCAUUUUUCUUGUUUUUUAGAGCAUUUAAAUCCGCACCCUAGUGAUGAAAUAUGAAUAAUGCAGAAGUAAAUGCCUUGUUCUAAAGCAAAAUAUAGUAGAUUUAAUAAGGAGAAAGAAAUUACAAUGGGUAGCACAAUGGGAGUCAGAAUGUGUUAAUAAAAGUGGUGUUGAAGAAGAUCGAGAUGGGAAGAUCUAAUUAAAAAAGAUAUUGAAUUACUUGUUGGAUGCUCGAAUUGGAUGAAAAACUCUAGAUGUAAAGAAGUGUAGUGAAGGGAUGGUCUCUAUAGAUUAGAAACCAGAGAAGAAGCAAAUAUAAUUGCUUUUGCUUUCAUAUAUUUCUCACGUAAACCUCUUCUUAUAGUUUUUGGAAAAACCCGUAUAAAACAUUUAUUUAAAAACAUAUUUUAAAAUUUUAAAAAAAUAAAUAAAAAGACACGUUGAGUAUACAUAUGACGGUAUUGUAGAUGAGAAAUUGAGAAUGUAUGAUAUAAGGUACCUAUAAUUUUAUUUAGUUUAUUGUACAUUGUUAACAAUGGAAAAUCAUUGCGAAUCAAAAAUGAUUCGUUUUCUUUUGUCCUCGUUAAAAAAAACUAGAAUAAAUAGAAGCUUUAAAAAAUCACCUCUCGGAAUAUAUUUACUAGAUAAAAAAAAAACAUAACAUGAUACCGAAAACUUAAUAAUGUUUUUUGAUUUGAGCAAGUUUGAAUUCUGGUCGAAAAAGUAUUAAAUUGGCCACAUCGUGCGUCAUUGCACAUUUUUAUUCGAUUUAUGAUAUCUGUGGUACGUACAGCUCCGCACGGAUGCAACUGCGUAGUAAGCCGAUUCUAUACCAAACCUCGUUCGGGGUGAUGGGGUUUCUAUAUAUUGUUCCUUCCGGAUAAACUAUUACCAACUGUUUUUUUUUUUUGUUAUCUGCGCAAAUUUUUCUUUUGCAAAGCUCUCGUCAAAUGUCUGUUAGGAUAUUACACGCGUGUCGACACGUUCGAAAACAAUUGACAGCGUGCCAAUCUCGUGAAAAUAAUAACUAAACACCCAAUAUAUUAGGUAAACUGUGCCAUCCGACUUUACUCUCGUUUUACGGUUAAUAGGUAUAAUAUGUAUGUAUUUUCCUCGAUGUUUUUGUUUAAUAUUCGCACGAUCUAUUUGUCUUAUUGGGCUUAUUUUCACUGACGCAAUUGUAGUGGCGUAUAGAGAAAUUAAUUUGAAGUGGAGGGUUAUAAAAAAAGCGUUUAAGUUUUAGUUAAUACAUACUUAGAUUAAAUAAACUCAUAAAUACGCACAUGUAUCGUAAUUUCGGGGGGGUUAAACCCCCAAAACCAUCCCCUAUAUACGCCACUGCGCGGUUGUGUAGGUUCGGUAAAUGAAAAACCGCAUUCUCUAAUACCUUACUGCACACUUUCCAUAAUAAAGUUUUAAUAAUCUUAACCCGAGUCAACCGUCUUGUCACAUUCAGAAUAUGUACUUUAAAUUAUAACAAAUAGUUGUUUUAUCUAUCGAGUAUAAAAUUCGGUACUUAUUUAACAGAUUCUUUACAUUUCGUCGUGUUAUAAUCAGUAUUAAAAUUUUCGCAAACAUUUACCAUAUUUGAAUAAGGUGUUUUAUCGCCUCCUCCUCCUUUUUUGGAAAUCUUGGCUACGCGUCUAGUGCAUAAACAGUGACAACUGAACAACACCCCAAAAAAAAAAUAGUUUUUAAAAAGUUCAAUUUCAUUGUGUGCACCUAUUAAUGGUUAGUUUUAAAAUUGUAAUUUUAAUACUUGACUAACAUUUGUAUUAUUUAGAGCUGUUAUUUUUGUAAUAAGGAUUUAUACUUUUGAUUAUACUCCACCAGACUUCGAAAAAUGAUAUUUUAGCAGUUUAGCAAUAGGUAGGUAUUUGAAAAAUAAAGCUGACACAUUCGGCUUUGAGUCAGUUUUACAUUUCAAGUCAAAUAUUUUAUGCGUCUCAAAUCAAAAUUAUUGAUUUAUAGCAGUCUUGUGCCAAAGGUUUGGGGUUGCACAUAAUACACUUGUAUGCACUUAUUACAGGUGCACUUUAACUCGUGUUCGUACGCGACGUGUCUAUAUUCUACAGGCAAUAGGCGCACAUUACUAUCGAACAGCCAUAAAAUGUUUGUGGUGUGACUAUAAAGCACGUGUAGUAAGUAGACAGGUAUUUUAUGUCGUUUCGAAAUUUUAAACACCAUUUAGGUAUAUCGUCAACAUUUGUGAACGAGCCGGCUGAACGAUUCGAAUUAUUGUGUGUAUAGGUAUGCGGACGAUAAUGCCCGUCAAUAUUAGAUAAUGAUAUUUAACACGUACACGUAACAAACAUAAAUGUUAUGUACCUGAUAUAAUUAUGGUAACGGCAUAUCUAUAUUAAUUAAGUCGUCGCGUAUUGACGUGGCCACGUACGUCUCCAAUUGCAGUGAAGGUAUAAUAUUAUUGCAAUAACAAUUUACUUUGUUAUUAAUAUAAUAAAAUAUGACACGCAACCGAGUGAGUAAUCACGAAAGAUACAGGCGAUGGUUAAAAAACGAGAAAUUAAAAAGUUAUAUAGGUAUAUAGGAACAUCACAUAAUUCUGAUAAUAUAUUGUUCUGAAUUAUUGGGGUCCUAACAUCUUAGCGUUAUGAAUUUUCAAGAUUUCAAAAUUAUUGUAAUACUCUGUUAUUUUAUCGGUCUACAAAUGUUACCAUUUUCUGAACUAGGCAUUUAUAAUAUUACAUUCGAUUAUUUGUAUAUAUAUUUUUUCCCUGGACUCCCAACUUAUUAUACACAUUUUCGAGCUAAAUACGAGAAUAAUUAUAAUAAUGAAGAUAAAAAGUACAUUAUACAAAUGAACUAUUUAGAUAUUUAGAGAAAUAAUCAACUUUCGAACUAAAUAAACAAAAUAUAAUUUUCACAUAAGCUAUUAUCAUGAAAUGAAGUGCUAAAAGUGUAAUAGAUAUCAAAACUCCAGAACAGAAAUUUUUAAUAAAAAAAAGUUGUUUGGUUCAUAUAACUUACGAGGAUUGAUGACAGUGUAUAUUUUAGUAGAUUUAGAACUUUAGACCUAAUGACAGACAAUACUAUAACAAUUGUGUUUGACGAAUAUUUAGCACUAAAAACGGAUUAUAUAUAUAUAAAUAAUUCUAUUUACUAGAAAUCGUAAAAAAAUUUGUUUAUAUUUUAUUUUUUAUUUCGCAAAAUUGUAGAAAAUUUAAAAACGUGUGAUCAAUCCCCUUAAAAAAUGUAUUUCUAAACCGAUAAAACCAUAACAUAUUUUACCUAUAAUUUUUAAUGAACAUAAUGCAUUUAAAAAUGUUUAUCUAGAUGAUUAAUAAUUUAUUAUUUUAUCUAAGAUGACCGCUGAGAUUUUCCAUUUAUCUGGAUAAGAAAAAAAAGAUAAAAAUAUACCUAUAUCUAGAUAAUUUAUCUAGAUAAAACGCAACACUGAUGAAUGUACUUUGCUACAUCACUGCCAUUUAUACGACUUUAUUAUAAUACAAGUUGUUUUUACUUUAUCACAAACGAAAUGAAACCGUUCUUUACAUUAUUUGGAAUGCACCUUUUUGUUUUUAUUUUAUUUUUAUUUUUUUUUGUCAUCCACCCGAGCACUGCAGUGAAUACCGCGGCAUAGUAAUUAAAAAUAUUACAAAUAAAACUAUGCGGAUAAUUGUUUUUCCCGCGCGCCAUUUGUUUAAGGUCGAAUACCCGUUUACGGUAAUAACAAUAAUAAUAACGUGUAAGCGUAGUGUAAUUAUUUAAACGAAAUUCGCGAAAGUAUACAGUUUCCCACAUCAUGGAAGGGUGUGAGUUUAGUGCAAUUCCACAUUAAAUUUCACCGAAAAGAAUUAUUAUUAUUAUUAUUAUUAUGUACUUAUAUAAUAUAUGUACCUGUUUGCUAUUAUUUAUCGUGGAUAUUAAUAAAAGUUAAGCCAACUCGAUAGCCGACCCGAUAGUUAUAAACGGGGUGAGUGUAUACGAUAAGAGUUCCAUAAGAGGUGUGAAGUCAACAAUCGUAUUAUUCAAGUUAUUUAUUCAUUAAAUACGAGCUCUAUCCUAAGUAUAGAAAUUUUAAAUAAAUUUACGUGUAGUACAAGUCAGUAGUAUAGUAAUUCGGAACUAAGUAUAGCCGGUUUAAAACAAGAAAGGAGGGUGAGCGUUAGCUAGGUGCUAUAUAAUCGUGAAAUCAUUGUUAUAAAAUAUCUAUUAAAACGGUAAUCUAUUGUAUUUAUUGAUCCAAGAAAUAUUUUGUUCGUGCCAUGAAUUACCUAUGUGCCGAUAAAUGAUAACACAAUAGUGAAUAAAGUGAAUUUGUGAUUAAUUUCUAAUUUAAUUUUUUUUUUUUUCUAUAAUAUAAUAACACGUCAUCGCAGAAUUCGUGGCAUAAACAAAUAUUUCUUGAGUUAAUCAAUACAAUUUGUUCGUGGUAUAAUAUAUGGCUGUCAUGUUUUCUGUGAUAUUUACAAGAUAAAAACUCAUAGCAAAACAAAAUGUUUUGCUUCUUUUUUUAUAAGUCGAUAACGACUUGACAUUGUAAAAAACGAGGAAAAAACAAAAUUAAUACAAUAAAAUCUACUGUUGUGUCGAGAAAAAAAAACAAAAUAUUUACGCGCUAAACCGAUUUUAACGAGCGCUAGUAUCAAGCUUGUACCAAGCUCGGCAGUAGAACAUUUCAAAGUAUACAAGGUGUUUUUUUCAUCAUAACCCAGCUAUUGACUACGAAGAUUUUGAGUAAAAUAGAUUUUGACUUUUCAGUUAUUAUUAUACAGGAUUGUGUAUAAUGAUCUCAUUUACAAUAUUCUCAAAAAAUUACCAUUAUUCCUUCCACCGCAAACCCAUACCGACUUUUGACUUUUAAAUAGCUUUUAAAAAAAUAAAUGGAUAUCCUUUUCAAAAACAGAUUUAAAAAAAAAAUAAUUUUGCUAAAAGUGUUGAUAUGCAUAAUACUUUUUUUGGACUUACCAUAUUUUAUUAGUUUAAAAUGUAAACUGGAGGAAUAGGUACAAAAGAAAAAGAGAAUACAUGUAUAAACCUUCCAUAUACCUCUGGUAUACAUUUUAAACUGUUAAACCUAACUCAUAAACGGUAUAUCCUACAUUAGUGUUAUGCAUAUUAAAAUUUGUAGAAAAAUAUUAUUUUUUGUGUUCAAAAUGAGUGAGGGUUGUCACUUGCAGGGAUGUAGGGACGGUCAUUUAAUAAUAAUGUUAAAAUAAAGCUUAAUAAACGAUUAUAUAAUGAUCGAAAAAAAAAACAGAAAUCAAAUUUACUGUAAAUCCUUUGAGAAAGUCAUUGGAUUAUGAUAAAAAGAAUUACCCGGCAUUUAUAAUAUAUUAUAUUUUUGAGAUUUAAGAAUAAGAAAACUGGAGAUUGGAGAAUAUAUUAUUAUUUGUUGUUUAUAGUCACCGGGUGUUUGUAACAGAUGACAAAAAUUAAAUUUAAAACAUCGCCAUAUUUGCAGUGGUAUAACUUGGUAUACUUACACAAUAAUAUACCAACUCGUUAAGAUUCUUCAAUAGAAAUGCAGCGUAGCAAAAUUAAGUUUAAAACAGUGUACAUUGCAUAAGUUAAGUUUAAUCCGUAAUACCUACGUAUAUAGUAAGUAUUUAACGAGACUUCGUGACAAAGCGGCAAAGUAUAAAGUUUAAUUAAAUAUUUUUUGUCUUUUUACAUAUUAAAUUUAAUACUUUAGUCUUGAUUUUAGAGAAUCUGUAAUAAAAAAAUAAAAAAAACCAACGGACAUACUUCGCACGAUAGGUGAACCACUAUUGUAGAAGUCGGGAAAAUAGAGUCGGUUAAAGUAUAUAGCUGUACGCAAAGAUUAAUCAUUGCUAACGAAAAACGAUUCUGAGUGGAGUUUGUUUGUACAUGUUUUAAAAGGCCGUAUAAUUUAUGAUUAUAAAGUAAUAUAUUUCCUAAAUUGUCCAUUUUUUCCAACGUUUUUUUCCGGUUUUUCCCAUUUAUAAUGAAAACCCUUGAGAAAAUCAAAAAAAGGUCUGUCUAAAAUACCAGCUGAAUACAAUUUCUUUUCAGAGAAGAUGUUACACUUAAUACACAUGUGCGAGAUUUCUAGUAGAAAUUUUGUUCACAGAUAAAAUAAAUAAACAUCGUUGUAAAACCUGUGAUACAUUCCUUGCUCCGCUUAGAAUCCAAAUAUGGCAUUUAGAAGCGGUCCUUGAUGGUUUACAACGAUUUCUUGUUAAAUGCGAAAAAAUUUAAUACUCGAAGUCAGAUUUUAGAUCCGUAAAGUAUAUAGAGCCAUGGAUUAAAUAUUUUACAUACAUGUAGUACAUGUAUUUUAUGAUAAAAGGAGAAAACAUACUAUUUGUUCUAUCGAGGUAUGGUUUUUGUUCUUAGACAAUUUUUGUUUGGUUAGUAAUAAAUUAAAAAAUAUGAAUUUUUGCUAAGUGUUAUACUUUAUUUUAAACAUUAUCGAAUCUUUUUUCUAAAACUUCUAAUUUAUUGUUUGUAACGAAAACUCGUUAAUAGUAUGAGAUGCUCAUUUAAUUUAUUAUUUUGCGUUUGGUUGGCUAUAUUUAUUAUUUACCCACCACAAGUUGGUAUUUAUACAGCAACUGAACACUAAUUUUCCCAGACGAUUUUUCAAGUUUUUUUGUUUAUUUAGAUUUGAUUCCGACAAUACUCCAUCUCCAUAUAAUAAAUAACUUGUAUCAACGUAUUAACGCUUAUAUUUUUCGACUGGUUUCGUUCAAUAACGUCCGUAAAAUUGUCCAGUUUUAUGCGUUUUUUUGGACAUCAAACUAUGAACUGCAGUUACAAUUUCCGAAAAUCACUCUCUUUAAUAGUACCUAACGUCCGCACGUUUAAGCACCUUUCCAUAAAAUGUCUACCUAUUGUAUAAUAUUAUUUUAGAUCCUAUAAGCAGAGCGAGGAAUCUUUAUAGUACUUUUACACAAUGGCGUAGUGCUUUUAUUUCUCUCGCGAAAAAAAAACCCUUUUUAGAGUAUAGUAAAAAUAUCAAAAUGUUUCGUUGCAGAAAUUGUGUACAAUAUCUUCGUUUAUCUUUAAAGAGAUAAUUUUUAGAUUAUUAUUAUUUUUUUUAUAGUUUUUCCUCAAGCGUGUACAAAAAAUUCAAACUCUAUAUCCUUGAAAACGUAUUACGUCUUUUUUAGAGUAUAGAACAUAUAGUUUUGUUGGCAUAUUUUAAGUUUUGUUAUAGUUUCAGUCGAGUUAUUAUGUCGCAUACGAAAUACGAGUUUUUCAGUAUUUUUACUUUGUUGUGAACUGACAAAAUAUAUAGGUAUAGGUAUAUUGACUUCCUGUCGUCCGCUUUAAGUCACGUUUGCGAGGAACUUAAGUCGAGCCAAAAAGUAAACUAAUAAACGACGACGAACUCUCGGUCAUCGUAAUAACUUCUCGGCAAAGACCUCGCGUCAUCAUCGUACAUAUUAUUAUAUUACCUACCCGUUUUUUAUGUAAUAUUACUUUAUGCACAUUGAUAAUAUUGGUUUUUUCCUCGCGGUUUUUCAGCGGGAACGUCGAGGAUUUUGGGCGGUCAUCUGAAGAGCAUGGGGAACUCGGGCCGCCGUCGUCAACAGCAGAAAGGGCGCAAACAGACGGGCUGAAAUCCAAGAGGUACCUGCUAUUGCCGGCCGUGGACAACAUACUGUUGCGCAGGCAGUACCCACAUUUAGCGACAGUUAAUACAAUUUAAUCGAAAACUCUUGUCAUUUUAAACGCUUCUCAUCCGACGUAUAUAUUAUACCUAUGUAUGAAUGAUUAUAAUUUUUCGAUAUUUUAAUCGAUACACCAAAUAUUAUAAUAUUUAUCUAUACAAAAUAUAUCGUCUAUAGCCUGUCGUAUAGCGCACACUAUAUAUGAUAAUAUAUAUUAUUAUAAAAUACAAUUGAUAGUACGAGAACGAUGAUUUAUUAUUAUUUACGUUUACCUAGCGAUACGCGUAUGAAAUCAGUAGUUUUACCACAAGACAAUAACAAUGUAUAAUACAUUAUAUUAUAAUACAUAGUGUGCGACAUCCGUAAAUAUUGCAACUUACUCUAAACACACGUAGUGUUAUAAUCCAGUAUUUCGAUAUUAUUUACCGAAAUACUCGCGGUUCCUAUAUAUUUGUUGCGAAUUUUGGCAUUUUCAGCGUUUUACAAUAACCACAAUAUUAUGUAGACAAAUAUAGGUGAUGACAUUAUUGUAGACGUAUACUCGAUAUUGUUUAUUAAACAUUUAUAAAAAUAAAUUGUCAUUCCUUAUUUGAAGUUUAACA